UUGUUUUUUUCUUCCUCCUCCUCCUCUUCGGGGAAAGAUGUCCGCCGCCGGAGAGGUGCUGGAACGGAUGGUGGUUUCGUCGGAAUUGAGCGGCUCCGGUGCCGCCCCCGCUGCGGUUUCUCCGUCCACGGCCUCGCCCUCCGCCUCGGUAGCUGUGACGGCAGCCGUCCCCACAGUGACGGCCGUGGCGGCGGUUGGAGGAGGCGGCGAUGAGGAGGAAGAGUGGCUGUAUGGCGGUAAGAGUUAGUCAGACCGUGCGGCCCCCGGGCCGGAGCCAGGACACACCGAUACCGGUUACACCACAGGGACGUGGAGCUAAUGGACCUUGCACCGUCACUGUGUGCAUGUGUCCAUCUGGGAGGCCUGACACACUGUGCACACUACAUCUUUAUUGUAUAAUAAUAUAUACACACCAUAGAAACCAACGGGGAAAGCCCUACCUCCACACUGUACACACUGCACCUUUAUUGUAUAUUAUUAUUAUUAUUAUUAUUAUUAUUAUUAUUAUUAUAUACACACCAUAGAAACCAACGGGGAAAGCCCUACCUCCACACUGUACACACUGCACCUUUAUUGUAUAUUAUUAUUAUUAUUAUUAUAUACACACCAUAGAAACCAACGGGGAAAGUCCUACCUCCACACUGUACACACUGCACCUUUAUUGUAUAUUAUUAUUAUUAUUAUUAUAUACACACCAUAGAAACCAACGGGGAAAGUCCUACCUCCACACUGUACACACUGCACCUUUAUUGUAUAUUAUUAUUAUUAUUAUUAUUAUUAUUAUUAUAUACACACCAUAGAAACCAACGGGGAAAGUCCUACCUCCACACUGUUAGUACUUUAUAACUUUUUAGGCCAAAUACUCAUGAUGAGCGCAGUGGCAUUUCUUUUGAAAUUCCAACACCCUCACAAGAUCUAAGACAGACUAGGACCAACUUUGUCAUAUAGAGAGGUCUGGGAUUUGGUGAAACUUGCCAAAAGGUGCCGUUUCCAACAUCAGAUUUUUGUCAUUUUCCUAUCAGCUGUGUAGAUGACUGAGGGGGAGGGAGGGGAGGGCACUUCCUGGAUCAUAGCAUAGGAAACCUGUGCUAGAGCGUCGCUGGACGUCCUCACGCUGUGUGAGGACCUCCAGCGUCACUCAUUUCCCCAUAGGAAAGCAUUGAAAUGCAUUUUCAAUGCAUUCCUAUGGAGAGUGCUAAUGCGCAUACGCGGCAUUGCCGCGCAUGCGCAUUAGGUCUCCAUGGCCGGUGGACGGGAUCAGUCUCGCCAACCCGCCGACGCAAUCAAUAGGAGGAGAGGCGGCGGAGGGAGAAGCAGCGACGUUGGACAUCGUCGCUGCCUCAGGUAAGUUACUUUCAGCAACCGGGGAUUGGGGGGUGGGAGGAAGAGGGGACCUGCAGUGCCAGGAAAAAGGAGUCUCCCUUUAAAGGGACACGCCCCUUCCUAAAUACAAAAUAAAUAAAAAUUAUGGUCCUGUACUUAUACCUCAAAUGGAAACUUGCAUGCAUUUUUUUUUUUUUUUUUAAUUGUGGGUAUAUCUAAAAACAGCUUUCAAAACUUGCAGUUUUCUUGUCUCCUGCCUUUUUUAUCAGGGACUUGCCUGUGCAGCUCGGUGAGAAGUCAGGUACUCUGAGCAAUAGCCUGCCUCUUGAGUUGAGCUAAGCAAAUCAGGAAGCAGCAGGACCUGUUGUCAGGGUUUUGUACGUGUAAAUUUCUAUUGAAACCUGCACUUUUUGCAAAAUGAAAAAAUAGUACACACUCAACACGUAAUGCUUUUCAGCAAGCUAAAGUUUUUUAUGGGUCUUGAGUGUCCCUCUAAAUGCAAGUACUCGAACUGAGCAGUAACAGAUCAGUGGCAAAGCGGAUAGGCUGGGCUGGAGCAUAUUUUCAAAUGAGGGAAGAGAUGUAAGCAGGAGCACAGUUAUGGAGCUUUGUAGGUAAACAGAAGAACCUUGAACCAAAUCAUAAAAAGAACAGAAAGCUGUUGAGGUGUGAGAUUUAGUAGGCGUAAGGUAGUCUGGCAGUUAUUCAUUAUGGACGGUAGAGGUGCAUUUGUCAGACUGAUAAGCAUAGGAUUACAAUAAUCAAGGUGGGAAACACGGACAAGCAUUUGAGUUGCAUACUGAGCAAGAAAGGUUGGAGGAAAGGUUGCAAGAAAUUAUUUUUUUUUUAGUUGAAAGUGAUAGGGUUUGGUCACUUUAUGUAAGAGGUCAGUCAAAGAGAACACCAACGGAUAGAGCAAUACAUGCUGGAUAGAGGUUAACCUAGUGAGCACGACACCUUGUAGUCAAUUUGCAAAGACCUUGGCAAAUGACUGACCAGCCAUAACAAUCUGUCAAAAAAAUAAAAUCUUUAAUUUAGCUAUAAUUAAAGAACCACUAAAGUCAUUCAGGCCACUUCAUCUCAAUGAAGUGGCAUGGCAUAGGUGUUUUAGAAACUGCAAUGUUUACAUUCCUGGGUUAAACACCCCUUCAGUGGCUGUCAUACUGAUUGCCAAUGGAGGAGCCUCCUGCUGCAGUGAUCACGUAAAAGCAUUAAUUGAAAGCUUUCCUAUGAGGAAAUAUGAUACACCCUAUGUUCAGCAUUAGAUUGGACCGCUGACUAUUUAAGAGGCCAUGCCUCCUCCAUGACCAUGCAGGAGAGAUGAGCAGUGAAGCACUUCAGCUCAAUCAAGUGGUCUGGGUUUUAACAUUUCACACGUAAACAUAGCAGUUUCAAAGAAACUGCUAUGUUUACAUAGAAGGGUUAAUCCAACCUCUAGUGGCUGUCUUCUUGACAGCCGCUAGAGGCACUUCUGUGAUGCUGGAUGUGAAAUUUGCAUCCAGCGUGUAGAACAUACAUUGGAAAGCAUUGAGAAAUGCUUUCCUAUGGACUGUUUGAAUGCGCGUUCGGCUCCACGAGGGAGCCCGGCGCUGGAUUAAGGUAAGUGGCUGAAGGGGUUUUAACUUUUUCAGCCUAACGGGAGGGGGAUCAUGAGGGUGAGGAUCCCCAAGGAUGACAUAAUGUCAGGAAAACAAGUUUAUUUUCCUGACACUAUAGUGAUCCUUUAAUAUUUUUACACCAGACAGGAGCACUAAAGCAUCCAAACAUGGUGAAAAGGCCACCUAAACUAGUAAUUUGUACAUGAGGUUAUUUAACAUUUUAAUAUUUUCAGCUUUUUUGACUUUACUUUAAUAGUUUCAGCUUUUUUGACUUUACUUUAAUAGUUUCAGCUUUUUUGACCUUACUGCCAUACCAAUGGCAACAGGGUUAUUCACUAGUAAGCAUUGUCAGGAAAUUACAAAAUGAAUUGCAAAUUUAAGGCUAAAAUAGCCAAACUGGAAACAAUCUCCCAGUCACAUAUACUUGCCAUUUGGUUUCUUUGGUCUUAAAUUUGAAUUUCACUUUUUAAAUUCCUCACAAUUCUGACUUUAGCGAAUAACCCUAAGUGACAUGUAUUAUUGGCAUGCCAGGAAUUGUGGAUUCCCAUUGCCAUUGCUAUGGGUAGCUGUGGAAUUUGACAAAACUUGUUUGUAAAAGUUACACCUUUUUCAACUUCAGGUUUCACCAUAAAUCAAAGUAGGACCCAUUACUUUGUUUUAUAUAGCUUUGAUUGCAAAGGAAUUUCCGUGAAAUGGCUAUGAAAGUCACCAUAACUGAAUAAUUUCAAAAUAACAAAACCGUGUUCAUGAUAAAUGGUUUUGGCAGCACAGAUUGUAGUAACGAACUUCUGUGAGUAAUAACCCCUCCAUCAUUUACCUAGGUGCCUCCAUUUUAGUGCCCUGACAAUCUGCAUUAUAGAUUUUGUCCUUUUCUAACUGUGAAUAUAAUAAGAUGUAAUAAUAAAACAGUGGUUUUGUUUACUUCAUUUGCAUUCUUUACCCUGCUUCUGCCUGAACUGGUUAUGGUGCCAGGAGUAUUCUAGCUCUUGUAAUUUGUCAAAGUGUGUGUUUUUUUUUUUUUGUUUGUUUUUUUUUUUUAAAGAAUGAUUUGACAAGUUACCUUAGUUGUGCAGGGUUCAACCUAACUUCGUUCCUGUAGAACCUUGCAGGACCUCACUUUGAGUGUGUCAAUGGAGUGCUUUUAGCCAAACAGCACAAACCUGCAUCGCCAUGGUCUGCUUUAGAGACCUCCUUCUUCUCCUGCUGGAGUAGACUGGAUGCAGAGCGGGUGCCCAAAGGUCCCAAGUAAGUGUCAAACUAUACUAAAACUGUUUCAAAAAUUACACUGGAAUUAUACUAAGGCACUCCUGGCACCAUAACCACUACAGCAGGAUGACAAACAUUUGUGCCAAACUCUAUAGUGCUAGAGUACCAGUUAAGAUUCCUCAGCCCCCCUUAGUAAGCAAUUAAAAGGUUUAUAACUUACCUUUCUCCAUCACCAGGCUAGUUUUUGCUUCUGCUGGCCCGUCUCCAUGGCUGAGAUAAUCUUUCUUGAGGAUCUCCGCCAAUCUAAUGCUUUCCCUUAGGAAAGCAUUGGGAGGCUAUUGCAAAUGUGUGGCAGACCAUCACACUGCACCAAUCGGCAUCUUCUCACAGAGGUGCAUUGAAUCAAUGCAUACCUAUGGAGAGCGUGGAGAUGCUUAACGUAGGUGAGACACCUUUAGUGGCUGUCUGAGUGGCAUCCACUCGUUGUGUUUAGGCAGAAAUGUAAACUCUGCCUUUUCUCUGAAAAGGCAGCGUUAUCAUUGCUCAGUCUGCAGGGACAUGCUAUAGAUACAAGAAGCACUGCAUUAAACUCUAGUGCUUCUGGUGACGAGUGUCAUUUUGAAUAACCCUGUUAGCGGUGUAAUAUCCAGAGAAGUGAAAGUUCUGCUUUAUGAUGUGCAACAAAUAUCAAAACAAACAGUUUGACUGUGUAAUUCACCUGUAAAUCCAUUUUAAAAGUUGUACAUUUUUAAAAAUAUAUUUUUUGGCAGUUCUAAAUUUGUAAAUUUUUAAACUUCUGUUGCUAAAAUUUGAACAAGGAACAGCAUCUUGAAUAUGUGUUGACAUUAAGUUUGUCUCUUCUGGUUGCUUUAGAGCAAAGGUAAACUAACCACUUCAGUUUUGUUUCUGUAUGACCCCACAGCCAGUCAUGCUAUUAAUGUUUUGUAGAACAAAGGAAAUAAAUAUUUGGGGUUUAUUACUGCAAUUUCUUUUCAGAUUUAGGCUUGCUAAAUAAACACUCAAAGCACCAUAACAACCUCCUGUUUUAGUGGUUAUGGUACCAGUAGUGCCCUAGUACCAUUCCAGUGUAAUUUGCUUUUAGUACGGUUUGACUAAACUCAAUCCACUGGCCGUGCAUCCGGCUUCUCCUGCAGAAACAUCCAGAUUGCUCUAUAGAUCAAAAAAGUAGCCCUAUAAUUAUGCAUUGUGUAGGUAAUGCACCAAAAAAAGCAAAAAAAACAAACAAAACACUUAAAUAAAAACUAUAUAUAUGCUUACAGUUGCACAUAGACCUCUCUCACACAAAGGUUCAGACACCUCAUUUAUGAACAUCUCACUUUUGUAAUUUUGUGUGGACUGAUCCUAUCCCUUAAAGCUAAUUCCAGACAUGACAUCGAAUGAUCGAAGCUGCUCAAUAAGCUGAAAGCUGCCAAGUGUAUUCAAGCUAUGUGUUUUUAUUUAAUUUGUAUUACACAAACUCAAUCCACAUCUUUUUAGGGGGGGGAUGGGAGGGGGUUGUGAAACUUAUUGAGAUUGCAUUUCCCCAAUUGCCUGUCUCAUCUAUUUUUUUUUUUUAAUUCUUUUAAUAGAAGAAAAUGAAGCUGCAGGUCCGGAUGAUGAUGAGGAAGACAUAACAAGGUUCGUAUUAUCUCAUUUUUAAUCCAUAAUCCUGCAUAUUAAUGGGUGUUUGAUUAUUUAGCUCCUUAUACUAUUCCCAAAUCCAUCUUUUUUUUUUUUUUUUUAAAUCUCUCCAUCAUAGUAUUCCAAUCUUAUACAGGUCCUCAACACUCGGGGCCAUUAAAAAAAAAAAAAAAGCAAUACUCUGAAUGUCUUUUGAUUAAAUAAGAACUAUCACCUCAAAACUAUUUUUUUAAUAUAAUAAUCCUUUCGUAAAGGUAGGGAUUUAGUUUUUUCCGCUCUUCUUUACAUUUUUUUUUUUAUAAUUGAGUACAUGUAAAAUAAAGCGGGGGGAAAAACUAAAUCCCUAUCUUUACGAAAGGAGAUAUAUAGAUAUUUCUGUCAAAGCUUCAUUAAAGUAUUAUUAUUAUUAUAUUAAAAUGUUUUGAGGUGACUGUCCUUUAAAUAGAUCAGAGAAAGUGGUAUAGAAAAUAAUGCAAUAAGUAAAGAGUAGGAUAGGAAUAUAUUUUGGGAAAAUACUAUUGCAGUAAAUUAUCUAAGCCCUGCUGGAAAGGUUAUGUUCUUAUGUGAUUUGCUUAAAGGGGCAGUCAUUGCCUAUUAAAAAUAAUUUAAUUCUUGCAAUUAAUUGGAAAAACUUUAAUUCAGGUUAUUUUCACAGCAUGGCAACUCUUUCACGCACGCUAUAUAUAGUCCCUGACUUCACCUGCAUCGUAACCUGUUCAAUAUAGAAUAAGACAAGGGCAGGCCCAUGUAAAACAGACCCCCACAGGCAACCACACUCAGUCUCAGCAUUGGGGAAGAAAGGACUAGUAUGAAGGACAAGACAGAUUUUAUUGGACAGGGUACAGCAACGUUUUGGCUUUCUGUAUCCUGUUCAAUAAAAUCUGCCUUGGAACUUGUACCAUGUGCCCAGUUCUAUGUUCUCUACUGUAGCCUGUUCAAUAGGCUUCAAUGAAUUCAGCCAUCUGAUGGCUCAUGCACUUCUGUUGCAUGUAUACUCUCUGUACUCAGGAACUCCAGGACAAUGGGGGAAAAAACAUGAUGUACUUCACAGUUCUUACAAAAGGGCAUUAAUGCUUCUUUGGCAUUAAUGCUUCCCAACAUGAAGACUGUCAGUAACUGAAAGUAAUCAGUGUGGAAGUGUCUCUAGUGGCUGUUGACCUAAAAGUCACUGGAGGCGUGUUUAUGGCCAAAUGUAAACAUUGCCAAUCCUCUGGAACCGCAAUAUUUUAUAUUGUCCUGAAAUAGGAACUGGUCUCUGCAGCAGAAGGGAUUAAUUAAAAUGAAAUGGUUUUGGUUCUUAGUGUUCCUUUAAUUAAACACUGGACAAUUUUAAGAUUGGGAUUAUUUCCAGAGCUUUGUUCAUGUUUAAUUUUCUUUAUUUUAUAGUUCUCAUCCAGUCCCCAGUAUUGACGCAGAGACAACUACAGAGAAUGGGGUAGUGAAACCGGUAACUAUGCUUUCUAGAUUUGUAUAACUAAUAUUAGGCAAUUGUCUAAUUAUUUAAUUAGAAAUGUAUCUUGUUUUUACCAGUGUGUAGCUAAAAUGGCAUGGCGGAAAAAUUUCAAGAAUUUUAAAACACGUUUUAGAAGUUUGUUUCAGGCAGCAGAGAAAUUGACAGUGAAACUGCUUAGAAAAUGACACUUGCUAUAGUUGUAUUUCGUUGUAGCAUGUAAACUUUCUUUUUGUCCUAGUGAGAUUUUAAUUUAAUUUAUUUUUUUGUGCAUCAUAGGUGACUGAGACGGAAGAUGACAGUGAUAGCGACAGUGAUGAUGACGAAGAUGAUGUUCAUGUCACAAUAGGUGAUAUCAAAACCGGAGCACCACAGUAUGGGUAAACUUUCUUUAUAAGAUGUGUAUGUUAAAACAUAUGUAACUCUUUAUUUAAAAAAAGAUGGGCGCUUUUGAAUGUAUAUUGCUUGCAAUCAUUUUAUUUUAUAUAUUUUUAGGAGCUAUGGAGCAGCUCCAGUUAAUCUGAACAUCAAAACUGGAGGGAGAAUCUAUGGUCCAGCUGGUAAGGGUUUCAAUUGUAAAUUACUACUGAGCUCUCUUAAAAAUGAAUAUCUCCUUACAAUUUACCACUUGCACUGACAUUUCUUUUUAGAUGCUUGCACUUCUGGGGGGAAAAAAUAUUCUUUCCAGCUGACUCCUUAGUUGCACAUUCAAUGUUCCAGGCCUGUCUUAAAUGAAAGUGUCAUUCUGAGUCAUAAUUCAUGGUUAAAGACCUAUAUAGUAUCGAAUUAUUCCAAUAAGUAAAUACGUUUUUCUUCCGCUUAUGUUGGCUUAUACUUUGUAUGGUUCUGUUUUACCUUCAGGUUGUAUUUAUUUUUACUUCCAGUGCAACAAAACUUAAAAACAAUUAAUGAACAAAAGUGCUCAACAAUGGGGGGUGGGGGAGGGGGGAGAGAGAGAGAAAAUAUAUAUUGGUGCAAUUUUGUCUGAAUAAGUUUAUGUAAAAAAAAAAUAAUAAUAAUAAUAAUAAUAAUUUGAGAGAGAAAGAUUCCUUUGAAUGUUUUCUGUCUGCCUUUCUGGUGGCAACAGCAACCUCUUCUGUAUACCUCCAAUUCUGGAGUGACAAAACACCCUUUAUCCAGGUUUGGAAAUGAAAAAUGCUUUACCAAGAAGACUUGUGUUAAUAAAAUUAAGUGUAUAAGCUUUAAUAAAGAAAUGGCAAAUAAAAAGAAUCUAAAAACAAUAAACUAAAUCAUUCACAAUGUCCUCAAGAUCUCAGACGUGUUUCACCUCUUAGGUGACUUUUGAGAAACCUCAGAUAACAGCCCAGAAGUCCCUCUUAACAACUGCAAUAAUUACCUGCUCAUUAGUAAGGGACCAGAGGUGGUCCUGGUGCCUAGAGUGUCCCUUUAUUGGCCAUGUUGUUAUUUCCUUUUUUGAGUGCUAGCCUGUGGAUCAAAAAUGAUCUGACCAUUGCUUAAUUUUAAAGCACCCACUCUUCAGUAUUCAAAACUGAAAGUGCCACCGUGAAUAAUAAUAAAAACACAAAAGGUUGUAAAGAACAUCUUAACACCAUAUAUUCUUGUUUUGACGUGGCAGAAUGAUGAAUGCUAUGUCAGCCUGUUCCCCCUCCAUCCCCCCCUUAAAAUGAAACAAAACUUCAGUUGACAGUGGACAUCUGAUAUCCAGAUGUAAACUGCCUGUUAGUGUUUUAAAAUGUGUGGAUGUCUUCCAUUUAUGACAAUAUUUCAAUUUGUUUCACUUCUCCUUCAAAUAGCACUGUCAUAGUUAUUAUUGGGGGUUUUUACCAAAAGUUGUGAGCAUUGAUAUUUAAUUGCAAGGUUUAAAUGUGUCUCGGGUAUUAAAAUCCAACCCAAAUACUUCAGAGGAAUCUGCUGAAAUAGUGAGUGUACAGUUAGCCUUUUAUUUCAGGACUAGGCAUCCCUACUGAAAUGUCUUAGAAUUCAGUUUUGUUAUAUAUUCAAAACGUAUUGUUUUGCUUUCAUUCUUAGCAUUUUUUUACCCUACAUGAUGUGGGGUUAUUAGAUCAAAUCUGUUCGAAUCUAGUAACGAGAAAAUGAGAUUGGGGAUAUCUGUACAAACUGGGAAAUCUUAAAUUGUUUAAAAUGCAAUAACCAUGCUUCUUAUUUAUUUUAGGAGGAAAGGUUAAAGGAGUGGAUUUGGAUGCCCCUGGAAAUAUUAAUGGAGUACCACUGGUGGAAGUAGACUUGGAUUCAUUUGAGGACAAACCUUGGAGGAAACCAGGUAAUGAUCUGGGCAAAUUGUAUUUAAAUAAAUUGGGGAUAUACAAUACCAGCAUAUGACUGGGUACGGUGUGUUUUAAAGUAUAUGGAACUUUUUUUAUUUUUGUAAAAAUUUUAAUAGAUUAUCUACAUUGUAGGCCAUAUAAUAAUUUUGAGUGCAUUGUACAGCAAAAUAUAGCUACAUACUAGCUAUAUACUAUAGCAACAUACUGGUACCAAAGUAAAAAGGACCCUACUUCUGUGUGCCUAUGGUUUAGCAGGAGAUGGGAUGUUGUUAGAAAUCCAGUGGUAACUGGCUAACAAAGAGACUAAAUUGUAGGUUUACAUCUGUCAAGUGACUGUUAGAAUUUGAUUAAAUCCUUUCUAAAAUAAGGAUUUUAUUUCCAUUUUUGUUUACUUAAAGGGCAACGGUUAUUUCCCUUUUUAAUAUUGUAGUACCCCUAUAUUUAACAAAAUGUAAAUACCCACACCUUUUUAUCCUGCUACUGGGCGUCUCUUUCUUAGCUGUACUUCACACACCAGAGCUGUGGGAACAAGUGUCUACGUGAUGCUGUAUUUCCACUAGCCAACGGGUCUAGCACAAAUUUGCAUGUAAAGCGUAAUUUAAGCUAUGAGUUUUGCAGGGGCAGGGCAAGAGGUUAUUUGAUUUCAAAGGUGAGGGAAAUGAGGUAUGCGUGACCUAGGGAAUUGUUUGCGAUCUAUGAUUUGGUAAAGUCGAUGGGUAUAAAUGACAUGAUGUCUACACCAACAUUCACAUUAUGUCCCUCUAGUCAUAUGUAUUGACACAAAAUUCUUCUGUGUAUUCAGACACUGACAUAUUAAACAGAGUGCUGUACACGUUGUAUUGGCAAGUAGCUCUAUUAGUUUAGGACUUCAGUAUUUCAUACACGUGUGUAAUUGGAUUACAUAUCAAGGGGAAAUUAGUCACAUCUUUUCUAGUUCUAAUCAAAUCUUAUUUUGUUUUUUUAACACUAAUCUCCAGGUGCUGAUCUCUCUGAUUAUUUCAAUUAUGGUUUUAAUGAAGACACAUGGAAAGCUUACUGUGAGAAGCAGAAAAGGUUACGGAUGGGUCUCGAAGCACUUCCUGUGUCCUCUACAACAAAUAAAAUUACGGUACUACUUGUUACUUUUAAGUAAAAUACUGCAUUGUAGUGUGAACAACAUUAUAAACCCUGUUCCGUCUGAAACCUUCCCAGUGCCAACAGAGAUAUCUAGGUAUCAAUGAUUCUCCUUUAGCUUUUUCUGCUCUAUACAUACACCAGACAAGGCUUAGUUUAGUGUGGACUAAUACAAGUUUUUGGGCAAAUACAGGUUCUUUAUUUAAGCAACAAAAAACAACCUAAAAAUCGUUUCAGUUCUUAGCAGUGGCGUUAUAGGGAAACUCCAGUGCCAGGAAAACAAUCCGUUUUCCUGGCACUGCAGUUCCCACCUCCCAAUCCCCGGUUGCUGAAGGGGUGAAAACCCCUUCGGUCACUUACCAGAGGCAGCUUACACUUACCAGAGGCAUCGCCACGUCGCUGCUUCUUCUGCCGCCGCUCCUCCUCUGCAUUACAUUGGCUAGUGGGCAAGACUGAUACCGCCCACCGGCCGGGGAGACCUAAUGCGCGAAGCAUUGAAAAUGCUUUUCAAUGCUUUCCUAUGGGGAAUUGAGCGAUGCUGGAGGUCCUCACACAGCGUGAGGACGCCCAGCGACGCUCUAGCACCGGUUUUCUGUGCUAUGAAGUAGGAAGUGCCCUCUAGUGGCUGUCUAGUUAUAAAAUAACUGCAAUAAUUACAGUUGCUGGAUUAAGAGUAGUGGGAGUUGGCACCCAGACCACUCCAAUGGGUAGAAGUGGUCUGGGUGCCUGGAGUGUCCCUUUAAUAUUUACGUAUACAUUGCUAUGCUUUGUCAUGGUGGAUUUCGCUUUAAAAGGACAUCUCAGGCACUAACAUAACAUUUUAUAUACGGUAUUUUUCCGUGUUUAAAAAAAAAAAAGAAAUCAAUAUUUUAAACAUCAAAUAGGACAACUUUGAUAUUUUAGAGGUGACUUCUGAGGAGAACUGCACACUUCUGAUUCCCAUACCUCCUCUAUGAUACUCUGUGAAGACUACAGCUCCCCCCAAUACAGCAGGUGGUGUGAGGGCAUGCUGGGAUAUCACAGUAGUAUUCCCUCUGCUCCCUGAUCCCCAUUUCCUCCCCCAUAAAUAUAAAUCAGAAAGCAAGACCUAUCUGAGGUGGAGCAUACCUUAAUAUGGCUGCUCUUUUUAUGGUGUGGUAAGUGCUGACGUCUUCUGCAGCUCCCACGCAUAUAGGGAUCUUCCUCCUUGCCACAGCAUUCAGAAGUGGAUCAGCAAGAGGGAGGCCACGUAUGUGUGUGGGGUCUUCGCACACUGAAAUGCGGCAGGCGCCAUCUUGCCGUAGGCCCCGAGCACACGUGUGUGUGUGUGGUUUUUUUUUUUUGGUUUUUUUUUUUUAACCCCUGCAGUGACAUUUCAUGUAUAAGAUGACCCCCAAUUGUAGACUGAAAAAAAACAUUGUUUUGUACAUGAAAAAAUAUGGUAUAUAUGAUGGGAAUGUGUAGACAGAUAUUUAGAAGGGAAUCUUUGUCACAUGUUUAACUCGCUGAUUUCCCUCUUCUUUUGUCCAGCAAUUCUGCUGCUUUAUCACACAAAACAGCAAAUCUCAACGUCUAAAAUGUCCCUUUUAUUAAAUGUGGCAAACUCUUUAAUACUGUUCAGCUGUGAUUGGAAAAAAAAAUAUAUAAAAAAUUUGUCCCCAUGGCUAGAAUAUAGGCACAGCAGGCAGGUUUGUGGGUAGGUUUUUUUUUUUGUUUUCCAACUUUAUUCCUUUUCCUUUAAAGGUACAACAGGGAAGAACUGGAAAUUCAGAGAAAGAGACUGUUCUGCAGACUAUAAAACAAGAGUUCACAUCUCCUACUACAGUAUUUAAAAGUGGGGCUGCACCCCCUAGGUGAGUUGCUAUUUUUUUUUUUUUUUACUGCUUUAAUGAAAGCCCAAAUAUCUUUAAUAAACCUGAAUAAUUGUAUUUUUACAUAUAUAUUUAUAUGCAUUUGAGCAUUACCAUAUCUACAAACUAGGGAGAACAGCCAUGUUAUUUACACAUCCCCUAAUUCUAAUUAUCCCAAUGGUUUAAUAGAAGGAUGCAUGUAGUUCAUAGCAGACUUUAAGUGGCUUUGCAAUUUGCCCCAUGAUUCACUAAACAUGUCCUAAAUACUCUUAAAGGGAUACUAUGGGUAUGAAAACAACUUUUAGCUUAGUGACGCAUUCGGGGUGUAGAUAAUGCCCAUGCAGUCUCACUGCCCAAUUCUCUGCCUUUAGGAUUUAAUUCUGUGUUUAUGCUUUACAUCACGUUUGUUUGUGCAGCCCUAGCCACACAUCCCCUGGCUGUGACUAAACACACUGCAUGGGAAGGAAAAAAAAAUCAGAUGGAAACCUACUUUAGAAGUUUUUACCCCCUGCUUUGUAAAUCACACACAGGAGGCUCUUGCAGGGUCCAGAUGUCUAUUAACAGAGCAGGAGAUAAGAUAUUCUAAAUUAGCCACUGCCAUAAAGGAUCCUAAAAUAUCCAUGUUCCUUUUUAGUGUUUAGGAAGGCUGUGUAAGUCACAUGCAGUGAGGUGUGACUAAAGCUGCAUAAACAAAGUGAUUUAACUCCUAAAUGGCAGAGAAUUGAGCAGUGAGACUGUAGGACAUGAUCUAUACAUCAGAACUGCUUCAUUUAAACUAAAGUUGUUUUGGUGCAAAUAGUAUCCCUUUUAAUAACUAACCUACAUAGGUGUGUUUUUUUUUUUGUUUUUUUUUUUUGUUUUUUUAAAACCCCUUUAAAACUGAAUGGAUAACAUUCAGAUUUCAUUAUACUCUUCUCUGUUGGACUGUGGUUGCUAUGCACGUGUUUGUAAAGUGUAUGUAAACCAGAGAGGUAACACAAUAUACUUAAAGGCAAAUAAACAUAUAGAAAUAUUAGAGCCACAACUAGUUGUAGUAGUUUCUGAUAGUCUGUUAACUUAUUGAAAAAUUUUAGGCAGUUUGCCUGUGUGGGGAGAGGGUAUGCCAAUACGUGUAGUUUAAAUGUGGUUAGUUGGAGCAGCAAGCUAGAAGACUUUUAUGGCGCGUAUAGGUUCUACAAAGUCGUAACCUGACGCAAGCAUGGUGGAAUGUAGGUUUGCAUGAACUUUGUUUGUUAUAUGAAGGUUUAUCUGUCCACCCGAACUACUUGUGACACAGCUGAGCGCUAUGCUUGCUCCCGUCCAGCACAUGCAUGUGUGAAUGUCCUUCAUUUCUCCAUCCAAGGCACCUCACAUUGCAGUGACAGCAGGGUGUGCUCUGUCAUUUUUUGUGACCGUUACUUUUAAUGGAACAAAAAAGUAGGUUUGGGUUUGAACAAAAAAGUAGGUUUGGUCUAAAUUCUACAAGUGUUACUUUUAAUCGCACUUGUGUGUUUUUUUGUUUUUGUUUUUAAAUCCAACUUCCAGUUAACAUUUAGAACCAGGAUUAGGCAAACCAUUUUGUCAUGGCCUUCUGAUGUAACUACAGUCCUUACUUUGGUCCUUUUGUUGUUUUUGAGGCAGAACAAAGCAUUGCUCAUUCCUUAGGCUUUCACAGGGUUAAAUGAACACUGCACGCACCCAAACCACUUCAUCUCAAUGUGGUCAGGAUGCCAUGUGCCCCAUGUUUUAACCUUAGAGGCGCUUUCGAGAAAUGACAAAACUCCACUAUUUCUAUCAGGUGGUCUUACAGAGACGAUAUUAUUAGCGUGACAGUGUUUUGCCGUGCAAUUGCACUUUCCUUCCAAUGCUUUCCUCAAUGAUCUGAGCCAAAGAGGUUGAGCUGCAUGCCAAAGGUCAGCGCUGCAAGGGAGAAAAUGCAAGGUAAAGCUGCCUAUUUAGCUCUGGCAGCAGGGGUCUAGUCAUCUAAACAGUGGCUAGGGCAGUAUAGCGUUGAGAAUACAAAUGUGAGGCUGCAUCUCAAAGUAACUUUGUAUCUGUUUUGUUUGUUUACCCACUUUAUUAUAACUUUCAUAGUGACAUUAUCAAUCAUUGCUUGCCUUCAAGAACAUUUGAGUACUGCAGGAGAUCCUUCUUGUUCUGUAAUAUGUGUCCGUCUUCUCUAUCUACAGUAGGAAGCUGUCGGGUACCAUUGAUGUCAUUGGUCAGACUACUACAAUCACUCGUGUGGAAGGACGGCGGCGUGGUGCAAAUGAAAGCAAUAUACAGGUACAAUAUUCUUCUUUUAUAUAUACCUUUUUGUAAGAGAAGAGAUUGUUUAAAGGUAAACUUCUUCUAAAUGGAAUGUAUUGCAGUUAGAUCAAAUGUAUUAGUGCUUACUUUUGGCUGUUUUUCUUUUGCCAUAUUCAUAUUAGGGAACGACCGAUAGUGUGUGUGUGUUUUUUUUGAGCCAAUGCCGAUAAUCCGCGAACUUUUCAGGCCGAUAAUUUACCGAUAUUCUGUACAUUUACCAUUUUGAAAGGAAAUAAUAAUUUCUAAAAAAAUCUACUGUUAACUGAACAUUAUUUUUACAAAUCUUUUUUUGUUUUUUUGUUUUUUGUAAAUGCAUAAAAUAUACAUGCCAGUCAGAUUUUGUUUUCAAGAAUAGUUAGUGUUCCUGUCCCUUAGUGUACCCCUACCCUUAGUGUGUACCCCUCCCGUUCCCAGUUCCCUUAGUGUUUACCUCUCUUGUAGUGUGGCGGAGCGGACCGAGAUACAGAAGCUUCAGUUUCCUGUGCCUGGCAGGACUGACAGGAAGUGCUCAUUGAGAGAGCACUUCCCGUCAAUCCGGUCAGGUACAGGAAACAAACUCCUGUACCGCCAUCUGCUCUGUUCCACUCAACCAUGCUACUCAGAGUGACUAGUAGGAGUAGCGCUAUACGCUUCCUUGCUGCCUGUCACUCUAUUCUUGUGCGCCCUAAUGCGGCCACGUGUUCUGCCUUAUGGACGCACCAACCGCGUGCGUUGGGCCACUGCUGCCUCUCACAUUAUCAGCAAUAUGAGUAUCAAUAGUGGCCGGUACUGAUAUUUGCCAAAAUCCAGAAGUUUGACUUUUUUUUUUUUUUUUUAAACGGCCAAACCAUAGUAGAGGUUUUUGUUUUUAAGCUAGAAGAGCAUCAUGGUAAAUAGUCUGAAGCAUCAGAAACGGCAGUUUUCACCUAGCCCUUCACCAACUGAAAGUUUUGUAACUAAAAUUGAAAUGUGUUCAUUGAUGACUGUAAUGGGGUUGGGGUAGGAUAACUAUUAAUUUUUAAAGUUGUCUGGUAAGAUCAUGUCAUGCCACCAUAUUCAAUGGAUCUGCAUUGAUUAAUUUAAAUCCUUUUUAAAACGUCUUGUUACCUUCUGGCGUCUUUGCAUAUUUUGCAAAAUAUCAAGAUGGUGACUUUGUGGUUUUUUUUUUUUGUUUUUUUUUAAAUCUUCCUGGAGUCACGCCAGAGUACAACACUGGUAUCAAUGGAUUAUUCUGUGAGACCACAGCAGCCUCCAGAGAUAAUGAUAAAGCGUGAUGGCGGUUGCAAGUCAUUGAAAAAAUUCAUAAGACAAAAUCGUAACUGCUUUGUUUGAUAUCUUUUGUCUGUGUUGAAAUUUCCAGAACACUGUCAUUUUACUUUUUGGUUCUAUCAACCAAGCAAAAGUUGGAUGGUAGGAAGGUACUUGCAGGCACAAGGUCAUAGAUUUAUAUUAACAUUUGCUGGUGUCCUCCAAUGUUUUUCUGCUAUUCCCUCCCACCCCCCCACCCCCCACCCCCCCUUGCUGGUGGAAGCUCCUGCCAUUUAGCUAAACCCAACCAUGGUCGUGUUUUAUUGAUUUGAAAGAAUCAGCAGGGAAUAGCUCAGAAGAACUAACUGGAGGCAGGCACCUUCUGGGAUCCAAGUAAGUUGCUAAAUUGUACUUAAACAGUUUGACUUCUUACUCUGGGACUGUAUCCGGGCACACCUGGCUCCAAAAAUACUCUAGCGGGCUGUACUGGUUCUGAUAUUUGGAGUUUCUUUUAAGACUUUUUCGGUGUGUUGUUUGUGCAAAUGUGACAUUUUAAACUUUCACUUUACAAAUGUAACUAUUCAAACUAAACACAGGAAAAUAGUACAGACCGGAAAUAGCCUUGAUUUUAUAUUCUUUAUCUACAAUAUCAAAAGGUUUUGCUGCAUACAAAUUUUCUGGUAUAUGGCAUACUAUAACAGGAUCUUAACCAGGAAAGCAAAUCUGCAUGUGUUAGUGAAUUUUGAUACUUCAGUAAGUGUAUUUCUUUUGGCUGUUCCUCAGCGUUUGAUCCUAAUUUGCAAGUUAACAUCAUACUCUGGUUAAAUUGUUGAUGGCAUUCUGUUAAUUUUUGAUGGUAUAUUAUUGUAAAUAUUGCAACAAAGUAAGUGUCCAUUGGUCUUUCAGCACAGCCUUUAUAUUUAUAUACUAUUUUUUUAAUAAAGCAAGUACGUGGGGGUGGAGAAACCCCACAAACAUGCAUACACCCCGGGUCAAACAGUGUUUGAAAAAUGAGUCUACCCUUCUGUGCAGGGAGUGGAUCUGCUCAAAUUUGUGCAAAAUUCCUUUUUCUUCUGAGUUGACAGUAUAAGCAAGAGGAGACAUGCAAAGAGCCUAUGUGCCAAGCUUCACUUGCAUAGUAGUAUGCUUAAAUCUGCAAUAAGGUGGGAUGGUUUUAUUUAUUUAUUUUUCAAAGUGGUACCUCUCGAUUUCAAAUAACUGUUACAAUUUGAUUUUGUGAGAUUAGAUUUAGUGGUGGAUCUGUCAUUAUAAACUCAAGUUCCUUUCAAAAGCAAAUAUAAGAGAAACUAUAAACAUAUUGCAUUUAAUUUUAUAGGUUGUUUCAGAACAGUCCCCAUCUGAAGUGGACAACAAUUUCAUCAAACCACCACCACCAUUUUUCCCCCCUGGCGCUCCACCUACCCAUCUUCCUCCUCCUCCACUAUUUCCACCUCCUCCAAAUGUCACCACAGCACCUCCACUUAUCCCACCUCCAGGUAAGGCAAAUGUUUUAUUGUACCAUUUAGUGUGUUGAAGUGCACUGUAUAAAUCAUAUUGGUUAGAGAAACACUAUAGGGUCAGCAACACAAAUAUGUAUUCCUGACCCUACAAUGUCGAAACUGCUAUCUAGCCCCACCCCACCCUUUCCUCCACUUAAUAUAGUAAAAUCUUGCUUAUUUCAGUCUGCUGGUGCUGGCUCUGUCCCUGAUCUGCCUCCUUUGCUGAUAUCAGAAGUGAUGAUCUCAGCCAAUCACAGUGUUUUCCUAUAGGAAGCGGAGCCAGAAGCCACCAAGGUCAAUCGGCAUCUCCUCCUAGUCAGUGCAUCUCUAUGAGGAAAGAUCAGUGUCUCCAUGCAGCACUGCCCCAGGAAGCACCUCUAGUAGCCAUCUGAAGAGUGGCCAGUGGAGUUGUUUUUCUGAAAAGACUGGAUUUCCUGCAAUAAGCCUGCAGGGAAUGACUAUACUCCCCAGAAUUACAUUAAGCUGUAGUUGUUCUGGUGACUAUAGUGUCCCUUUUAAACUUAUUAUUCUGACUCCUGAAGAAAUUUCAUUACCAGCCACACACGCCAUUACCCCAUGGCUAGUUGGACACAAUUAACAUGCUUAUUAAACUGUAAUGCAAGUUGUAUUUUUCUCUUUUCUUAAAUAUAAAGACAAUUUGUUUUCUUCCUCUUUGGCAAUUUUAUUUGUAAGUUGGUGAAUCCUUUCCUAGAAAUAAUGGAGGAAAUGGCAUUUUUCUACUAAUUAAUCACUUGCUAAACUUAUUUUGUUUCCCAAAUAUUUUUUGUGUGUGUAUGUUAAAUUUAUAUAUUGUGUAAUCUCAAUCUUGUGCCCUUGUAAUAAGUUUUCUGGAUAUGCUCAUUUGCAGACAUAUCAAAAUAGGUUCUAUCCCUUGCUCAACUAAAUGUGAGAGUUGUUGAAUGCUAGAUAUUGUUGAAAUGUUGUAUUUUAGAAGUAUUCCAUAACUAAUUUUAAGGUAACACUGGACAGUCACAUUUCACUUUUUUUUUUUUUUUUUUUUAUUUGGUGCAGAGGCAUCUCUAUGUUCAGCCACUCUGCAUAUAUUGCAGCAGUCAAAUUUUGUGUGUAUUAUAUUUAUUUACCUUUUGGUGGUAAGUUCAUAAGCACAAUCAAUAAGUGACAUGUAUAGCUAUCUGUAGAUGAACAUGUGUCACCCAUGCAGUUUGUUUGAAAUAGCUUUAGGUUUUUUUUUUGUUUUUUUUUUACCACCAGUUAUUGUCAAGUGUUUUUAAAGUGACCUGUCUACUUUUAAAGUCAUGUAUGACUUGUCAAAAUAUUGAUAGCUUCCUUUCAAAGCAUCUGUGUCAGUUCAUCCCCUGUUUUCAUUGACAGACUAGAGUCUCCUAGUUCUGUCCUUUGUUAAUAAAUUAAAGAACCACUAGUAAACAUGUUGUUCAUACACAUGGUAGAAAGUCAGAACAUAAGUUUCCUCCUGACUGGCUAAGCGCUUAUUCGGCUAUGCAGAAUGAUGCUGAUAUGCCUCCAUAAUGGCAAAUUCGGGCAGCAAUUUGUCUGCUCACUUCACUGGCAACUUUUGCCUUUAUAAAAUCAAACCUUAGUGGAGGAGGCCAUUUUGGAUUGAUAUAAAUACUCUAACCCAUUAACGCAUCCAAAAUCCUUUUGAAGUAGAAAUUUCACAGCCUGGUUGUUUGAGAAAGUGGAUUAGGAGUUUCUCAUUAAAAGUAUAUAUUUAAAAUUAAUAUGCAUAAUCUGCAAAAAAAUCAAGUUUCAAUAAUUGUUAGGGUCUUUCAAUCUUCAGUAAACUUAAAAGCCAUUUAAAUGCAAAACGCAGGGAAGUUUCUGUAGGUAUAUUUAGUAAGCUAAAAGGCUAUUUAGUCACACAUACUUUUUAAUUAAACUUUACAUUCAGACGUUAGCUAGUUGAAUUACCAUAUGGUCUGUAAACUCCAGUUUGUAUUCUUCUUUAAAUACGAACUGCUAGGAUGCAUUAGAUGGAAGCUGCCAUGUUGGCAUUUGUGAUGUGCAGAGUCGCUACUUGCAAUAUUUUAACUUUUCUUGUAACACUUGCACUUUUUUUUUUUUUCGUAUUUCCAUAAAUCAAUGCUUGCUGUACAUCUGCAGCAAACCAGGCAGGGCUGUGGCUUUGGCUCCCAAUGGUCCUUGUUUUAUUUGUGCUGCAGCCAGCGCUUUAUCUUCAAAGAUGUUUUAAAAAUAGCCCUGUGCCAUACCUCCUAGGUUCACUGGUGGGGGGAACGGCAAAGUUGUUACCUCACGUUAACUAGAAGAGUUAGCCAAAAAUCAAGAAUUGCAAAUAUAAAACAUCCUGUGGAAGUUCUUUUUGAAAGCAGAAAAACUGCUUUGAAGUCAUCAUUUUUAGACUGUAUUCUUUUUCAUUUCAAGGAAAACUGCACUUGAUUUAUUUCUGUAACGUGACCUGUAGACUUGACUUAACACUGUAAUUGCCGGCAGGCAGGUCCCCACAUAGUUGUGUUCUGAAUAUCCAACUGGCGCAAAGUGCAACCCAUUUUUAAUGCAUUCAUUUUGAUCUUUCAAUUAGAGAUAAGUGGCCAUGUUUAACAUUUGCUUAAUACAACAUUAUGGAAGGUUUCCCAGGGUUCAUCUUUUGGUUUAAUUGUUCUAAAAUGGUUACAGAUGGGGAAUCUUUUCAAGGAUUUCGUGAUAUCUGUACCCUGUAAUGAUGUUCAUUCAUUAUGGGUGAUGCGUUAAAUUGUUUUCGAUUUCUUAUUGUGGAAAACAGAACUAUUAGUGUGCAAUGUUCAAUGUCCUGGCUUGCCAGUGCUCCGUGGUAUCGUUAUAGCUUGGACAUUCCGAAUACCAAUUAACAUUUCCGAGUGAAUGAAACCAGGAUUGUUAAUGGUGGUGUAAAUCUGUAUUGUGAAAUUGUUGACACCGUUUGAAUUGAGUGCUAGAUUUUCUGUCUUUUCAGGAUCUGGAUUGCAGUUGUCUUUCUCCAUGCAGAAACCAUCCAGAUAUGGUACCGUUCUAUUCCUGACCUUUAAUAUCUUGAUUUGUUGUAUUAAGCUUAGAGACCGUAAAGGCAAAACUUAGGCAAAGUAGUAUAUAUAUUUGGCUUUUUUGGGAGAGACUCGAUUUUAUAGGAUCUGACUUCUCUUCUUUCUGUGAUGCAGCACCCUAGCCUGUGCAACAAAUUCCCAUGCAUGUAGCUUCAAUGGAACCCUAAAGCAGCAUUUGUAGAAAAUGUAGUGGGAGCAUUUGCACACAUUCCUACUGGGUUUUUUUUUUUAUAUAUAUUUUUUUUUUUUUUUGCUCUCCCUAAUUGCUUUCAAUGAUCCUUCUAAGAAAGCAAAGUUGUGCAUAUACUUGCAUAAUGUAUGGGUGAAGUAGUAUUCAUUUCUAGCUGUGAAGUCCAUCAUGACUUGCUUCAGAUGUCCCAGUACAGGGAAAGAGCGUUUGUUAGGAGGGGAUUCUUUUUUUUUUUUUGGCUUACAACCGGAGUAGUUGUGCACUGUAAGUUUUGAGACCUCUUGUUUGUUUCUGAAUAGUUUAGACAUUAAAAAUGCUUUUAGCAUAAGCUAUUUACUCAAAUAAAAGAUUUAAUUUUCUUCAUGACAUGAGAAGUAUAUAGUUGAGUGUUAUGAGCAUUAAUGAAUCAAACAAGCACUGGGACAUCAAACUUCACAGUACUAGAUACAGUAAGUAUAGGAUUUUACAAGCUACAAUUUCACAUGCCAAAACAAUCUGAUAAGAGAGGCUUACAGUCUAAACACAAGAAUCCUAUAAACCUGGUCUCAAGGAAAUACUAUUGCACGCAAGAUAACUUUUGCUAAAGUACUAGCUAAAAGAGAAUCAACAUUCUUGCCUGAAUUUUCCAUGCAGGAGAGUGUUAAACUGAGCAGAUGAGUUGAAAUGAAACUGUAAUAGAUGUAAAUGUGCUGCCCUUCUGUUUUCUGUCUCUCUACCUGCUGUAUGUUAUAUGAAAUCCAUUCCUUUGUGGUUGUUUUGGUAAACUCAUGUUUCGGUCACCUAGUUUAGCCAAAAACAUUUGGAGGCGUUUUGAAUAGAUAAAAGUUUAAUAACUUGCUCUGUAGGUGGUUGCCCUCUUAGGAAGCCACAGACCAUUUUUUAGCCCACUUGUACCAUUACUUGAGCAGUCUAUAGAAGACUUUUCAGGCAGAUUUCAUCUCCAGAUGAUACACCAAGCAAAGUCAAUCUAUUAAUGUCUGUACACUGAUGUUGAGUUCUCCAUUGAAGCUCUCUGACUUCAUUUUUCAGCUUGCUGCUUACCCUAUCACCACACUUUUCUCCGUGAUUGUGUUUGCGAGUUCCCAUGCCAAUUAUGUCUGGCAUUUAUUUUAUGGCUUUUCAUUGUACUUUGCAUAGCACCCUGUUGUAGAGAAAUCACAUACAACACUCCAACCUUUGUUCAGAUUCCUCUUGGUGUAGUAAUAAACAUAAUAUUUGUUUAUUGUGAAAUUUAACAACUGACAGGUAUACUUGAAUUACAAAUAUUUUAGUGACCAAAGCCCGACUCCUGAGUUGUACCUGGGUGCUUCAUUCUGCCUUCUUGUUUCUGUAUGUCUGUAAACACAAGUUUCAGAUCCACCUUAGAUCUUUCACUGCUCUCAAUAAUUCCUGCACUAUCCCAUGUGUUUUUUUUUUACCCUCUCCCUCCCGCUCUGAACUAUAUCCAACUAUACCUUUCAUCCAUGUAUAGUUGGGCAUGGGCAUCUAAUUUGCUUCCUUGUUAAAAAUGAUUUGUGAAGCUCUAACUUUUGCAAACAAAUAUCUAAUCACUUUUUAAUGUGUUCUAAUUCUAGGAAUUCCCAUCACUGUUCCUCCACCAGGUAAGUGUGGAAGGUGUCUUUUUAUUUUUUUUUGUUUUGUUUUUUUUUAUUUAAAAAAAAUAAAAACUUUUACAUUUGUUUUUUUCUGUAUUCAUUGUGAAAAUGAAGUUAAUGUAUGCUUUUACAAUUGCAGGUUUUCCACCUCCACAUGGUGGACCGCCACCAUCACUUAUUCCUACUAUUGAAAGGUAUGUGCUAAAAUAUGUAUUUGUGAUUGUGUGUAAAAAAAAAAAAAAAAAAAAAUUCUGUGUAAAAUAAUAAAGCCUGGAGUCAUUUUUGGUUUCAAAAACUUUAAAGGGACACUUUGGUCACCAGAACAACUACAGCUUAUUCUCUUCAGGCUUUUUUUUUUUUUACCAUAAAUACUGCCUAGGGAAAACUUCACUGGCCACUCCUCAAAUGGCUACUAGAGGUGCUUCCUGGGGCAGUGCUGCACAUUGUCUUCACUCUCUGCAUGCAGACACUGAACUUUCCUUAUAGAUGCAUUGAUUCAGUGUAUCUCUAUGAGGAGCUUCUGAUUGGCCAGGGCUCUGUUUGGCUUGUGCUGGCUUUGCUCCUGAUAUUUAAUCGGAGUUCCAAUUUUUGAAAGGAUGUUACAUCAUUUUUGUGGGAAACCUCUGUUAUAUCGAGUGUGAGAUCUGUAGUCCUGGGUGUAUUUUGAAUGUUUUGUGUAUUGGGUACCAUACUUCCAUAUCUUUAGGAUGUCAUCUGGGUACUUUAGGUAUAAAGGAGUGCUGUAAGUAUUGUGGAUUCCUUGUGUUUGUAUAAUGUGAGUACAUUAUAGAUGCUCCUAUGUAGGGACAUCAUUUCUGGUUCCUAGAUCUUGUCUAAACUUGUAAAGCACUGCAUUUUGUAAAUUAUUGUAGUCUCUUCUAGCAUCACACUGCUAAGGAGCAUGAUUUGGCGCCAGAAUAAUCUUUUGGAGUCAAAGCAAUUAGGAAUGCUUCUUAGCAGUUUGGGAGAAAGUUGGGGGCGGAGGGAAUGUGAGGGGUUGUUGGUGUUGAACUCUCUAGCAUCUACAGUGGGAAGAGAACUCUUUUAGAUGGAGUAAACUGGAUUUUUUUUUUUUUCCACGAAUAGUGUUACGAGAAAAUACAUGGAAAUGGUUAUUUUUAGUUGUUUCAAAUCAUUUUGCCAUUUUUACAGAUGUAUAUAUUUUUGCCAGUGUGGCUUACUUAGCAAAAAGGAUUGGAGAGUUAUUUUGGAUUAUUGAUUGUGCACGAGAGGUUUAUCUGCCAACUAUAGAAAAUAAUAAAAAAUUUCUUUAAUUUUUUUUUUUUUUUUUUUAAACUACCUUGACAAGUGUGUGUUUAUUUUUCUGUUUCCCCUAUGAAAUCAACUUGCUUGCAAAAGACAUACAUUUUGCAAUAACAUGAAUUGUUACUGCAUUAAGCAGAAAACACAUUUCUGUCUGCCAACUCAGCAGGCUGAAACAGAUGUUAAUCAGAAUUUAUGAAAAAGUUUGUACCAAUGGCUCUUUGAUAUUCUAAAACCGUGUAGACUUUUAUUUAAGAAUGUGAUGUUACAUACAAUUUCCAAUUUACUUCCACUGGAGUUUGAGCCAAUGGAACAACAUUCUUCUUGGCACGCUUUAGCCAUAGCUGAGAAAUGAGCCUUAACCAUAAACAUUUAUUAAGGUGACUACAGCUGAUUGGGGGGGAGGAAGCAGGAAGUGAUUUUAAGUGUGGAACUCACAAUUUCUGCAGUCUACCUGCUUUUCAGGUGUUGGCUGAUAAAAAUAGAAAGAAUGUUGACUGCAUAUAUGUGAGGUUAUUUCCCACCCCCACCCCCUUCAGUGUUACAUUUUAAGUCUUUUUUUGUUUAUGAAGCCUACCGUAGAAUAACCCAUAUAAACUACCUGUAACUACUUUAUCCCAUUGCAAUGACCAUGUUGUCUGGAGCCCUUCUGUUACCCUUCCAUUCAGUUUUAACCUAUUUUUGUUUAAAUGUUGUAUUGGAAGUCCCCAGUAGCCCAUCCCUUUUGUGCUGCGUAGGCUAAUGAGGAAGGAAUUUGAAAUUCGCAUAAGCAGCCAUGGGCUGCAGUGAUUGGCUGAGAGUCUUAACUGACCGCUUUCAGCUCGUCGCAGUGCCCACAGGAACACUGAAUAGAGACAGGCACUAGAACCAUUCAAUGAGAUGGUAAUCGUGUUAUGUCUCUAAAGUGAUCUGUAAUGAAAAACAUUAUUUUUAUCUGCAAAUAGUGUAAUCUAUACAUAAGUUUAGAAAAUUAAGAAAUUUCCAAAGUAAGAAGUAUUUACCCAAUGUUUAGUUCCAGCACUGGGCAACUGCAGCAACAUCUUUGACCUGUCUACUAAGCAUUUUGCGAGAGAUCAGAGCGCAUUUGGGAUGAACUACAAGUUGUUGCCAAACUUCCGUGAAACAUCUCCUUUAAACCUGCAUUAUUGGAUGUUGGCUACUUCUUUAUUUUUCUUUGUUUUGCAAUUUCUAGUACACCUAUAGCUCCCCUCAGUCAAUGUGCUAACCUUUACAAACUGAGAGCUCUCAGCUGAUGCCAAGAACAGCUGGGCUUAACUUGGUGCAAGUGCUUGCAUCUGCAGAACAGGUGGCAGCAAACUCCCAUUGGAGCCCAGAUAAGUUGUCAGACUUUUAUAACAUGGUUUGACUACUUUCCCUUGAGAGUGACCGGAGUGUUCCUUUUAAUGUCUAGAUUCCUUGGGAAGGGGGGAUUAUUUUAGUGUGUUUUGUUUUUACAUACAAAAUAAAACACAUCGUACAUCUGCGUGGCGUGUGGGGGCAAUCUUUUCUCUGUAACUACUUUUCCUCAAAUGUGGUGAUCAGUUAGCAUUGAGACCUCAAUUAAUUGAACAAAAGUUGUCAUGUGUGAUGCCAAAUGUGAAGACAAAUAGACCUCCAAUAUUAAAAGGAACACCAUAGUGACAGACAUAUAAACAUGUAUUUCUAUCAUAACUGUUAUAGAACUAUCUAGCCCCUCAGGCCGUCGGUAUCUAUUGUAAAAGGCAUGUUUACUCUUCUUUACUCCAGUGCCAUGCGGGUAUGCUAGCACUGCCUCUUUGCCUGACAUCAGAAUUUACUAUCUCAACCAAUCUGAUUCUUUCGGAUUGGCUAUGAUUUUCAAUUCUGAUGAUCCCAGCCAUGGGGGCAGUGUUUUGUAUAUGAAAAUGCCUGCAGGCACUAACUAUACUCAUUGGAACAAAUACAUUAAGCUGUGUUUCUGAAGACUAUAGUGUCCAUUUAAAAUCCCUAACUAGAUACUAAAGGUUUUUUUAUUUAUUUAUUUUAAAAUCUUUAUUUUUGUUGUGUACACAUGAACAACAUGCUUGGAUAGCCACGACAGCUAUAACAAGCUCAUUAGCAAUCAAGUAUAACAGCAUGGCAUCUUUAGCAACGGCACAAUUUAAAAAAAAAUUGGACAACAUAAUUUGCAGAAUAUAAUAACGUAGAGUUAAUGUUAAUGUAUGAAAAGAGUAGUUUCCGGUCAUAGGAUUCGUUUUGGCAUGAGUGCUUGUGGUCUAGAGUGAGCUUGUAAGUGAAGGCAUAGUGUGCCCUUGUCUCAUGUGUGUUGAGGUCUAGGGGGGGUAGGUCGAUAUGCCUUUGUUGCGGGGGUACAGGGAAACCCCAUUUAUAGACCAUGUGGGUGUGUAUAAGGCAAAUUAGAAGGAGGGGGCUAGUGCAUAGCCUAGGCUGCCGUAUGCCACUAUAGUGAACGGAGGAUACUGAUGUGUGAUGUUGGAACAGCUCCUUGUUAGUACCCGCGUUGUGAAGUAGACUGAGUGGAGCUGGGGGGAGUAAGUAGUGAAAGGAGCCAGCGUGUCCGGGUUAUGCCUGGUUUCGGCGGAGGGUGGCCGCCGUGUAACCGUCCUGCUUCAUGCGUGCAGGUAACCCUGGGGUAUACAUUAUUAUCGGCCUGUGUGUGUGAAACAGCAUACAACUUAUAGUAGUAGUAUUAAUAGAAGGGAGAACUUGAAAAAAUGAGAACUGCAUAAAAACAAAAACAGUCCUGGUUCAGGUGGUCUUCAUCCCAGGUGUGCCUCUGGAAGCUGGAACAAAUGGGACAAUAUUGGCUGGAUCCCAAGAAGUAGUGGUCAAGGUUAGGAGUCCCAUAGCUGCUAAGACAGUGUCCAUCUCCGCUAUGUCUGCCGCUUUAUAUUCCUUGCCCUGGUAUUGUAUGAGGAGUACGUGUGAUGGUCCCCAACGGUACACCACUCCUUUGGCUGUUAAUGUCGCUGUAAGUGGUCGAAGAGACUUUCGCCAUUGCAGGGUUGUGCGUGAAAGAUCAGAGUAGAACGUUGGGAUUCUUCCCCUUGAUGGCACCCAUAAAAGCAGCCUUUUUGAAAUUUGACCAGGUCGUCACCUGUUGCACAGCUUGCGAGUUGUGGUGGCUUGGGCAGGCGGAACAUGCCAUCCAGCUGUAUUCCUUUGGCGUGCUUAGGGGACAGGAGGGCCGCAAAAAGCCUUCUCAGGAGAUGGGGAAGUUCAGCUGGGGCUAUAUUAUCUGAGAUGCCUCUUAUUUUGAUGUGCUUCCACCUCCUUUUGUCUUCCAUAGCUGCUAGUUGGUGGGUGAGUGCAGUGUGAGCUGAGGAAAGGUCUUUGAACUGAUGCUGGAGCUCUAUCAUUUGUGCUGCCAGUGUCUGAGUAGUUUGCUCCACUGCUGAGAGGUGAUCAGUGAACCCUUUAACAUCCUCCCUUACCUGGGAGAUCUCCGUGGAGAGCGACUAGCGUAGGUCAGAGAGGUGAGUAUCUCAGUGGUGACCGGGAGACCUGCCGUCGGUUGUGUGGAUUUGGAAGGUCCCCUAUAUUCCAGAGUCUCAGGGCAAUGAAGGGACGUGUCGUCCGAGGUCAGCCGCCGAGUAGGUUCCCGUCGCGCGAUGCAGCCUUCUCAGCAGGUCGCCUAUGUGUGCCAUGGGCGAUCCAGGCGCAUCUGUUUCAUUUUCCUCCCCAUCGGUGGAGGGGUGUUAGCAGGUAAUCUGCAGUUUGAUGGAGUGCUUUGUGCGGCUGGAUUUGGGCUUUGUAGCAUUGAGGUCGUCGGAGAGCAGGAGAUGUGCGACUGUUCAUGCCGAUAGCUGGCUCCGCCCACCCUACUAAAGGUUAUUUUGAAUAAUUUUGUAUACUAUUAAAUAUUCACAAUUUAACAAGGUAAGCUUUAAUGACCGCUAUUAAAAUUACUAUAUGUUUGCUAAUUAUUUUAAUUCCUUUCCAGCGGACACUCUACAGGCUAUGAUGGACGGUCGACACCAGCAUUCCCAUAUGGAGGUGGUAAGCUUUCAGUAUUAUUAUUAUUAAUUAUUAUUUUUUUUAUUUAUUAAAAAAAAAUUAUUUUCACUUUUUACACACUUGCUGAAAUCCUGUAUGGGGAAUAAAAUAUACUCCAGGUCCCUAUUUUUAUUUCUUAAUGUAGAAUGCCUUAACAUUUAAUGCGGAAAAAUUCGGGGAUACUCCCCUUCAAAGUACCUGCAGGUGAGAGGGGAUGUUUGCAGCUAGAGGCAGAACCCUCUCUGGCCAAAAUGAAGCCCCUGUUCAGCUGUGGUUCAUAAUAAAAGUAAUUUAUCUCCAGUAGCAGUUAUUUCAUCACUUAGGAUAUGUAGAAAAUGCUCCUUAAACAGCAGUCAUCCUGUGACUUCUGUUCGUUUAUCCACAGCCUGAGUUUUGUACAGCCAGUUCUAGGCCAGACCAUAAUUAUAACAUCAUUGACAUCAUUUUGGGGGGAGUGGGUUUUGCACUCCUAUCAACGCACACUCUCACAUACUUUUAAUCUGAAAUUGUAAUCGCUUCUUUUAAGAGACUCAAACAUAUUUGAAAAGCGAAAAUUAGAGUCCAUGUUCUUUGCAAGUGACGCUUCCUCAUUCCCCCACUCAUGUUACUGUUGUUGAAGUGGUAAUGUUAAAACAUACUUAUUUGCAUCCUGUGAUGCAUGCUUGGGCCUCUGCUGAGAAAUGCAAUAGAAACCCUUUACAGCCAGGUAUAGAAUGUAAAUUGUAUGAGAAGAUCCUUUCUGAAUAAAGCAACCAAUUGGUAAAGCUUGAUGAAGUGUUAUUUCUCAUAAACCAUUUACAGAGAUAUGUUCACUACAGUGAAAAGUACCAUUUUUCAAGUGCAUUUCCAAUUUAAGGCCAAAGUAGCUAAAUUUGAUGCAUUGCUGACUUGGAGACUUUUUUUCAAAUUCGGCUAUGGGACAUUCUCUUUGAAGUCCCUUUUUUUUAUUUUUAGAUUUUUAACCAAGACAAGAAUUCAGUGUUGCCAAUGAUGAAGUUCUGGAAUGUCUUUUUGAAAGGGCAAAUGUAAUGUAAAUAUUUUACAUGAUGGUUAUUCACGAACAUUGUUGUUCAUUGAAAAAAAAAAUAAUUAUAAACAUUUAGCUAAAAAAGUCUAUAUCAACUAUAUCUGACGGCUAAUUUUCCAGAUCUACACUUUUAAAUUCAAUACAUUACACUGUUCACUGUUUUGUUUUCUCUAAUGGUGACCUGCUUAGAGCUGUAAUAACACUUACUACUAAGGACUACUAGUGUGAAAAUAUUAUUUUUUUUUUUUUUCUCUGUUGUUGUUGAAGUGCCUCUUCCUUACUUUGCUAAAUUAGAGGAUUGACUCUCGUCUUCUUUUCUGGAACUUUAUCCAGAAUCUCCAUAAAUAAACCCCUCUAGAAAAGCAUUUAAGAGAGAAAGAUAAUUGUGGAAAUUCGAUUAACUAAACAUACUCAAAAUUAUUUCAAUGCUGUGUAACUUAUUUAUUCAUUUUUAUUACUGGCAUUUAUAAAGCGCCAACAAAUUCCGCAGCGCUGUACAAUUGAGAAUUUUUCCAGCUACUUGUGUAUUACAAAAAAAAUGAACAACAAGACAAACUCUAAAGAAGUCUGCUUUCACUCAGUUCUGUAGGCGUUUUUGUUACAAGUGCUGGAUGUCUUUUGCCAUCUUGAUGCCUCUGUCCUUGCUGAAGGGAAGCUUAGCAAUCUUUAAGAAGUACUUUGCUCAAAUCUUCAACUGAUCACAAACUACUUGGGUGUGCGCCGAUUGCUUAGAGUUGUAUGCAACAUGAAGCUGCUGUAUCACGCCAUAACAAUUUAUAGAUUACCGCUGUCUUUAACCCCUUAAGGACCAAACUUCUGGAAUAAAAGGGAAUCAUGACAUGUCACACAUGUCAUGUGUCCUUAAGGGGUUAAAUGAAGGCAAUAGGUACAUGGUUUUCAAGUGAAUAGAUGGAUGCAUGUACUACAGACAUGCUUAAAAUGUGUUUUCAAAUACAUAUCCACAGCUGUAUCCAGCUUGCAUGUAUGGUGAGUGUUGUGUAUAUCUCCAUAAAUUAAGUUUUUUCUAUGAAAAUCAUACAUUAAGAAAUGUUAUAAAUCACAUGUUGUAGCUGACCUAUGAAUAAAAUGCAUGGCUUAUUUGCUAAACCGUGAGCUUACAAGCAAGCUGCCGCAAUAUAGACAAAAUAGAUGGUUUGAAAAGUCUCUCAAUGCUCCUGGUUUUAUAUACAGUUUUUGUUUUGUGUAUAUAUAUAUGUAUAUGUAUAUAUGUAUGUAUAUAUUCAUGUCAAUAAGAAAUUGAUGUAUAAAAUGCUAUUAUAAAUGUAGUGAUUGAAACAAAUAGGACAUGCUGGCUAAUUGCUCCACCUUUAGAACUCUAUCCCAUUUUUAUCUUUAUAAAUGGCCACUUUUAGUAUGCAGUUAGAAGCCUGUUAAAUGGUUUGGAUUCAGACUUUAAAAAAAAAACAGAAAAAAUGUGCCCUGCUUCGUGUGAAAUUCCUAACCGAGCAUUUGCAACAUGUGUUCGUUAACACUUUUAGCUAUAGACCUCAUUUUGGCACUGUAAACAAGCAUGUCCUCUUUAACUGGUGGAUACCUUCUUUGUGAACUUGAGUGCCAGAAGGUUCUCUGACAUCUAGUGAAAUAUCUAUGGUCAUACCAGAGACUUGUCACUUAGGGCUUGCCAUUUAGCUGAGCUCCUCUUACAUGCUUUGUAUGCAUCAGUCACUUUUGCUGUAGGAGUCCAAGACAUGUAUGUUUAUGUCCAGCAAUUUCAAAGCAAAUGCAGAGAAACCUACAAAAGACCAUGUCUUUGUUAAAUGUGUGGUAGAAAUAUUUCUUGAAUGGGUGGAGUAAAAUUAAUUUUGUAAUUUAAAAAUGUAAUGCUUUUAACAUUCAAACUCUACCGCCCAUUUGGCAUUAAUUCUGAAACUGUUAUUUUGAUAGCAUUGCUCAUGUAAAUACUUUUACUUGCUUUAGCCAAUAUCAAAGUUAUACUUCUCCCUCUCAAAAGCAGUUCCUCAAAUAUGUAGUGGCAUUACAGCAGUCGUUAAAACUAUGUAUUGGUAAUUGGACACAUUCUGCAACAUGAAAGCUGAUGCUUAAAUUGAAACCAAGCUUUUAGAUAGCAUGUUACAUCUGAAUCCCCAGAAGACAUUGCACAUCUUGUUGACAUCAUGACAAGUCAAGGAAAUUAGUAGGCCAGCAAAUGCAGCUGCUGCUUGCUAUUCCUGGCGGCCUGCCUUGGACAGGGAAUUAUAUUUUUGGCAGAAUAUACGCUGGGAUAUUGAACUUCUUUAAAUUAACUGUGGGUUGUUGUUUUUUGUUUGGGUUUUUUUUUUUUUCAUACUUCUUCCAUGCAUUCUGACUUGUGAUUGUGUGACCUGCAUUUGUUGUCUGUCCUAGUUAUGCUGGCUUUAGUGUAAGUUCCAAAACAAUAAAUCAUGUAGACAAGCAACAUUCUUUAUUCUUUAUAGAAAACAUAUAUUCAUAGUUGUGGAAUAUUACUAAUUAUUAUUAUUAUUAUUAUUAUUAAUUGGUACAUUUUAGGCUUCUUUUGAAAUCUCCAUCAUAAUGAACAAUGUACAAGUCUUACAAUACUUUUUUUUUUUUUUUGCAAGAAACUAAAGAUGCUUAUUUUUAUACCUGUGCAUGUAUGUGUAAAGAUUGCAUAGUUUUAUUUAUGUAUAUUUAGACGUUGAUAUCUGUUCACAUAUGCAUUUUCCACUAUAAAUAUUUUCUCUCAUGGUGCCUCUUUCAUGAAACUGAUUAAUUCCAUUUAUUUGAAACUGAUGAAUGGUAUGAGGCUAGCUAUACCCCCUCCCUGUUCUAUUUAAGUGAAUGUUUGCUCUGACAUUUCAGUUGAAGCUCUAAUUUAUCUUAAUGGAGGUAUCUUGAGUGAAGUCUGUACUUUGAAUACUGAAUGAUCUAUUCAUUAGCAUGUAUUAUACUCAUCAAUAUGAAGGAGACUGGGUAAAUCCUUAAAUGGAGUCAAAGCAAAAAACACACAAUGUGUCUUGCCAAAAUCAGGGCUUUUGUCAGUGAUGAAAAGAAUAUUGGGGUGCAUCGGGCGAUGUUCCGGACCUCCACUACCACAGCUAAUAAGUUGAUGCUCUUGGUUCCCGUGAGCCAAGCCCUGCAGAGCCAGCUCAUUGGCUAACGGAAGCUCCAAAGCAGGAGCUUUGAUCUCUCGCUGAGAUAGUGGAGGCAUAUGCAUACUUUAGCCGAGUUUACUUAUUUGAGUUUAUUGUCAAAUGGGAACCCGUUUUAAUGGUGACCCUUGUUAAAUGACACUUUUUUUAUUUAUUUUUUUUUUUUUAAGGGCUGUCUUCAACAUGUUAAAGUCGGUAUUUUGUGGCACACAUUGAGUUGGCUUGAGGCACAGCAAUUGAAAAGCACUGCCAUUAAUUGGUUUACCAAUGUCAUUAAACAUUUGUAUUGACCAAAGACUCUCAUUCCAUCACAUUACUUGGACUUCUUAAAUACUGUAUGUCCUAACUUGAGCUCGUGAUCUUUAAUUUGGGAAGAUUUAUUGACCUAUGUCAGGGCUCCUAGUUCAAAGACCUGUUUUUCUCAAAUUGUAACAUGAUAUUAAAUUGUCAUUGGUUGAGGUGAUCUACUUUGUGUUGUUGAUCCUGUUUAAUCUUAAACUGCUUUAAUGCUGUUUUUGUCUGUUGCAUUUUAUGAAUAAAUAAGACGAAUGCUUAACGACACAGAGCAUCCUGUACAAUAAAAUGUCUGACAGAAUAAGACUUAAGUUUAAUGGUACUUUUGGAUGCCUUCCCAGACAUCAUUUGGCAUCACCACUGUAAAUGUUGGAUUUUUGUGAUUCAAACUUUUGUGUGAAAUGGAGAAUGUCUUAACACCACAUCUCGCUUCUUCGAUAACAGGCUGUGCAACUGCAUUGAUUAGGUGGCUUGUGUCCACUUAUUGAAGUUUAUUGUGCGAUGGUAUUUUCCUAAUAAGCGUUUAAGUGUUACUAAUUUUGUCAACGUACAAUGCUUGGGAGCAAAAUUUGAGAGAUUGGAGUUGAGUAUGGCGUGCUGACUUUCAGAGGCAUGCUGUGUAGGAACAAGUGCUUGCAUGUACAAAUAUAUAGUCCCUGUCACUGAUAACUGGUGCUUGGACGUUGGCACCAUUGACCAGAGACUGGAGCAGUCUUUGGACUUUAAAGUGCUCACACCCAGGAGGCAAUGCAUUCUGGUUGCUUCCAUGUCACUGCCAACAUACUUACUCACUGGUAUCAGUUGGUAUGCAAUCCAGGGGAAGUACUUUUAGAAACCCCUUUAGUGACACCUCCCAGCUGCCAAGAAGAUAGCACAGAGGGUUUCCUUCCUCACUUGUUCUGCAAACUGUAUUGCAAAGCAGAAUUGGGCACUUCUUAUAGCGUUUCUAUGAGCAGCACUGACUUAAGUCAAUAUUAUUUUAAAUGUUAUUUUUUUGUAUUUUUGUUCAUUUUAAUAAGUUUGUCACUUUUAUAAAUGAACGUUUAUAGACCCCCCUGGCUGUCAGUCAGACAACCAGCCUUGUUCUUGAUUGUUAAGCUCAGUGGGGCUAAACUAUAUUAAGAUGUGCACUCUAUUCAUUUUGCUGUAUCUCACAAUCCUGCAAAAAUGAUUAUAGCAAAAGAUAAUGUUAAACCUUUUCUUCACAGGAACAAGUGAUACUAAAUUAUAUAUACGUAUUGACAUUUAUUCCCCUUCUACCCGCAGUCUCUUUUCCGCACAUGCCUGGUUCUGCUGGUCCAUGGUCAAGUCUGGUAGACACCUCCAAACAAUGGGAUUACUACCCUAGACGAGAGAAAGACCGAGAUCGGGAGAGGGAUCGAGACCGUGAACGAGAUCGGGAGAGGGAUAGAGAUCGCGAGCGUCCUCGAGAAAGAGAUCGGGAGAGGGAUCGAGAAAGGGAUCACAGUCCAAGUGUUGGCGCUUACAAUAGGUUAGUAAUAUUUGAGUAUCAUGUCAAUAAUUUGUAAAUCUAACUUUGUGAAAUGAUUAUGUACUUAAAUCAGCACAUUUGGGGGGGAAAAACUCUGGGACUAUACACCCAGACCACUUCAAUGAGCUGAAGUGGUCUGGAUGCCCAUAGUGUCCCUUUAAAUCAGUAAUUGUGGUGAAUUGAUGAUGUAAUUAAUUUAGUUUAAAGCUGCACUGUCAAGCAUUUCUCAAUCUUGCCUAUCUCAGAGUCUGUUCUUUUUAUUUUUAUUUUUUUAUUUCUGAUCUAGUUUUCUUAAACAUAAGAGUAGGUACUAUUUGUCUUAUGUAUUUUUCCAAGCUUGACUUUCUUUGACUCAAGGAGGAGCUUCAGUAAGCUGAACUUCCCGUGUCAAAGAAAAUUUCCCCAUCAUACUCCCCCUCCAUGUUAUCGCGUUUCCUACAAUCGCUAUUUCAGAACAUCAUGUCAUUUAGACUACGGUACUGACGAAAUUACGUCCAAACAGGCCAUUCAUGUUCGGAUGAAAUUCAGUCAAUGGGUUCGGAUUUUAAUUUGGGAGAAUUAAAUUCAGGGCCAUGGCUGCAUCUUGCUGCUGUUUAGUAGAUAGCCCCUAAAUCCCACAAGGACUAGGGAGCAAUCUGCUAAAAAGCAGAGUAGAAAAUUGAUCUUUCAGCCAACUUUACUAAUAUGAAGAAAAAUAUUUUGUAUUUGUAAAGAGUUAAAAUUCUUCCUCCUGCGCCUCUCUGAAAGUAGGGGCAUGUCAACUAAGCAGUGAGUCCCUUCCAGUUCAAUAAAUAGUGAAUAUAGCACUUAUUAUAAUAAUAAUUAACAGGAGUGGGAGGCAUAGUGUCUCCCUUCAGCCCCUGCCUGUGCCUUGUGAGUGGGUGCUAUUAAACUAUAAGAGGAACCUAUUUUUACCACUCCAGCCCCCACCCAAUAGUUGUGGAUGUGGGCCGUAAGUAGUAAUGGGGAGGGGACCCUAAACAAUCUUGUUGAUCAUAAAUUGCCACUCGGAGGGCUCUGCAACCUAAGCUUUGUGGGGUUUGGAAAGGCUCCCAUGCCAUGCAAUUUGACUGAGCAUUCUGGCUUAGGACGACCACCAGUGUGCACUGACAGGUAAAUCUUGAGCCUUGCAGGUAAGGUUUAGUAGACAUGCCCCUACUCUCAGCACAGCAAUUAAAGGCAGAAGAUAGAUUUUAACCUUCCUUAUGACAAUGUGGGGGUCAUAUUGACCCCCCGUAAAGGGAGGAGGGUGCAUGGGAGGGGGGAGGGAUUUGGGGGGAGUGGCUGGGAGCACAGCUCCUCGCCAAUUUCUGUUUUUUCACAUAUUGCACGGAGGGAGCCGGUAGCUCCCUAAUUGAAAUUAGGUCUUCAUUUGUUGUAAUAUCUAUUUGUUCAUUUUUUAUGACAAAUGGAUUAAUAGCAGAAUGUUCACAAUAUCGGUUGCCCAAGAGUUGAACUGGGCAUGUGUGUUAAUUUCAUAGUGCAAGCUAGUGUGGGCAGAUGACUUCUCCUGCAGGGCAUUCAUCUUGGGGAAAAACUAAGAUGGUGGUGCUUGGAGAUAGAUCUGGACAUGAAAUAGAGGUUUAAAAAGGUGAAAUGGGGGACGUCGAGGUAUUUGAGUGUGACUAGGGGGACCAUAACAUUUAGGAGUCGGGAGAGUGGUUUAAAAAUCCACAUUCGGACAUGACAGUGCCUCUUUAAAUUCUCUAACUUGAUUGUAUGUAUUGUGUAGGUGUGGUCUAUAUAAUUCACAAAAACUGGUCAAACUCAAUAUUGUUUUUUUGUGUUUUUUGUCACUAACAAGUCUAGUUCUGCAAUGUAGUAUUGUAUGAAAAAUGACAUAUAUGCAUUUGCAGCUUUUAAAAGUCUUGGAAAUAGAAUUCAUUAAACUUUGAAAUGGUUUUAUAUAUGAUUUUUUGUGGGAAGAUUUACUUUUUAAUGGUCAUGAAACAAAAUGUAUCUGCUUUAUGCGUUGAUUGUUACUAUAAGAAUCAUCCAGCAUGUUCAGCGCUGCCAUAAUACUCCGGUGGGCUAAACCUGCGGCAGUGAAUUCUACUAUUGGGGAAGGGCCUGGUACACCGGAUGACUUAAUGCAUUUAGUGAUGUUCUGGAACACAAUGAACACACAGAGAACAGUACACAGUGAACCAGAUGUGCUUGAGCUUGCAACAUCACAUUAACAAUUAAACAACCCCAUCCCCUUAUUAAUGAUUUAAGAUUGUUGCCAUGCUAAGUACCAUAAUGUGUCAGUAUGACAGUGAGAGCAAACUUUUGCUCUACUUUAAAGGGACCCUGUAGGCACCCAGACCACCUCAGCUAAUUGAAGUGGUCUGAAAGCUGUGUCCCUUUUGCACUUAGUACUGCAAUGUAAAACAUUAAACGCUUUCCUAUGGGGAGGUCUAAUGCUCGCGCGGCCAGUCCCGCGCAUGCGCAUUAGGUCUCCCCGCCGGCUGACAUUGGUGGGGGAGGUGCGUGGGCGAAACCGGACUCGGCGCUGAUGGACAUCGCAGCUGGAUUCAGUUAAGUAGCUGAAGGGGUUUUAACCCCUUCAGUGACAUGGGAUGGGGGGCACUCCAGGAUUCUCUAGUGCCAGGGAAACGUUUGUUUUUCCUGGGACUGGAGAAUCCCUUUAAGAAGGAUUUUGGUUUUCCUUUUUUCCCACUAAGCAUUAUAGAACAUCUGAAGUGACUGUAGAAAUCAUCGUUCAGUUACUCCUUGUAAAAGCAGGGCUCCAAAUUUCCUCUUGCCACUAUCCAUUGGCGAGUGAAGAUUUAGUUCUGUUGAGUGUGACAUGGGCCCUUCAGGUUUGCAGUAACUUAAAUGUUGGCUUGUGGAAAAUAACUUGAAAUUUCCAGGCAUUUAAGGCACUCAUUAGCCUGAAUAUAAAUAUCCCAAAUGUCCUGUUCUUUACUCUAUGGAGUCACUAGGAGUCAGUGUUGGCUUUUCCAUGUCAUUUGUUUACUAAACGACUUUUGAAAUGGGCGGAGUUUUUUGUUUUGUUUUUUGUGGUGUGGGGUAAAUGCAGCAUAUCAACAUGUAGAUGAAAUACUAUUAACUAGUACAUUUUUGUUUGUGCUCUGUAGUUACAGUCCUGUAAAUGGCGUGCGUUUUGUGUUACAAAUUACAGGGCGAGUGUUUGGAAGUUAAGAAACAGUUUCCACAUCUGUCUAGCAGACAGUUUGAUUCCGAUCCAAAGAAAUCCUGAAAUGGCUUCUUUAACCCAUGCAAUGUUCAAAAAGCUUGUCCUUGUGCUGUGUUCUAGGCUCUGAUAGUUGGAGACUUUAAUUUAAAGCUUAAUAGUUUCCAGACCGAGCCAGGUCAUUCUGCUAUUACCAGCUAUGAAAACAGAGGCAUCUAAGGGGAGGCUUUAACGUCCACCCUCUGCAGUCCCCCACCCAUUUUCUUAUUCUCCUCUUUGUGUUUAAAUUGUCCCCUGUGUUCAGUGUUGCCAUAUGGUUUUCCUUGAUUUAACCAGCCAUCUUGUGAUUAAAAACAGCAAAGGAGUUAUGAAUCUGGAUAACAAUAGUUUGGUGUUUCUCUGCUUUUUGCAUCCAUACAUAAUCUUGUUUUUCUUUCUUUUUUUCUUUUUUUUUUCUUUUUUUUUGUACACUAAAAAGAUAAAUAAAAAUUAGUAUGGUACACUCGAUGGAGUUAAUCAGAGGGUUCUGUCUGGGUAGUGACUGAUCCAUAGUCUAAACCAAUCUGUUUAUUGUUCAAUAUACAAGGUCAGUGAAACUCUUCACUUUUAGAUAAGAGAUGUGUUUGAUUUCAUUUUGGGUUUAAUAUAAGCCAUAUGUAAGAUACUGUGGUUUGUUUUUUGGGGGGGUGAGGGGAUGUUUGUCCUCCUAUGCUCGUUUGUAAUAUAUUUUGGUUUUUUUUUUUUUUUUCGUGUGCACUGGUGAAAACUGCUUGUGUCAAAAUUGUGGUUACUCUGCACUUAAUGUCUUAAUCUGAACAUGACACUUGAUCUGUAGAGAACUGAAGUGGCCUCACUUUCGAACUUGAACGGUUUGUCACAUCACAUUGUAUGCAGUGACCGCAUAUGCAGAUUGCAGUAAUGCUAAGAUGUUAACAGGAUCAUCCCUUUAAGAUAUUUUUCAUGUAAUGUCUUUCUGUGAAUACUUUUUUUCCACCAUAACAAAUAAGUCAGUUGUUAAGCAUUAAAAGAAUUUUGCUUUUUGCUUACAACCUCAUCUGGGCUCGGAAGGAGCAUAAGGAAUCCUCAUUUGGCCAGCAGUGACCCUAUCUGUACAGAUAAUUAUUCAAAAUAGCAGACACACGGUGGUAGAAUGGAAGUGUUCCAAUUUCCAUGCAGUAGGCUGGAGUUCCACGCUCACUCCUCUGGUGUAGUACAUUUUAUAGUGCUCAGACGUGGCUAACCAAACUAUGUGAUGUUGUGCCAGAUACAUUUUGAUUUACCAGAGCCAAAAGACAUAACAUACUACUGUGAUUCAUAUCAAUAUCCAAGUCUGUGCGCUAAAAAGACUUUGUUCAUUCAAGUGUUUAGAGAAUUCUUUCAAUUUCCUUCUAAAAUAGUGAUUUAAAAGCAAGUAAAUUGUCUGUACCCAGAAAAACACUUAUAUAGCAUCGCUGAAAUAAAGUGUGGUUUUUAAAACUUCAUUGAAUUCUCAAAUAAGGGCUAACAGCCAAGUCAGACCGUUGCUCUCCUCCACAAAUGAGAGCGUUUUAUUUUUAUAGCAUGUCUUCAGUAUGGAAUAUUGAUGUAUGUGUAAAUGCAAGGCUUCUGCUGUGUCCUACAAAACCAAGUUCCACCAACAGAAAGGUGAAUGGUUGCAGCUCUGCUCAAGCUAUCCUUGCAGUCUAGGAGAUGGGAGAAUAACCUUUAUUUCUCGUCUGUGUGUGUAUAUACAAAAGGGAUUUGGAAGUCUUUGAAUAGAUCGAAAAAGCACAAACUCUAAAAGAAAUGUUUGGAAACUAUUGUUUCUAGGUCAUUGUUGGGGAAUUUUGUGUCAAUUUGCUUGACAAGAGCUUUGCCCAUCAACCAAUAGAAAGGGGUUUGCAUUGCAGUGUAAUAUAUGAUUACAAUGAUAUAAAUCUGUCUUCUGUAGUUGUAUUACUCUUCUAGAUUCAUGAUUGCUAACCCAAGCACCAUAGAUUCAGCAGCAUUUCCAGUUGCUCAAGAUCUACUGUAGGAUUGCUGAACUUAUCUCUGGGGCCACCACACUGAUCACGAACCUUUGUUCCUUUAUUCUGAAGGAGGAAAAAAAUGCCCCAAUAUCACAAGGUGUCAUAACAUUGCCGUCUUGAGUUCACAGGAUUUUGAACAGAACAAUGUGAAGACUGUUGCUUGAGAGUGUGCAAACAUGUCUCUGUUCUGCCAGCAGGUGUAUCACCCACACGUGUUUAACCUAUGACCCCUGCUUCCCUCAAUAUGUUACCGAACAUUUCUUCCUUCCUGUUUAUUUACAUGGUAGUUAAACCUCCCCUUCCUACUCAUUCCCUUGGUGUUAGUCUUCAAGUAUAAUCAGCUCAUCUGUGUGCUUUAUUUACAUUUUCAUAGCAGAUUUAGUAUUAAGGACAAGUGCUUUUGUUUCCCUUGUUAGCCUUCAAUAGUAUGCUUCUAUUGCUUAAUAUUUAUUUUACAGAUUUGCAGCAAAUAAAAGAUAUUGGUGCCUUUUUCAUAGAUGUCCUUUAAUGAUGGAAGUAAAAUUACAUGUCAGCUUGAACUCCUUUUAGCUGGUCUGGCAUGACUUGAGGGGUUUAUAUUUCUAAUAAGUGGGGGUGGGUGUAACCGACAAGUAUCCCUUCAGCUGUUUUGCUAUAGGCUGACAAAGCAUCAUGGAACUUUCAGAAGCUGUAAGGAUACACGCUGACUUGUUUGGAUUUGUUUUUCUUUACGUGCUUGCCUAUUAAAGCGGCACUGUCAUGCCGAACUUACCUUUCCUCAAUCUCUUCUUCCCAUCUCUCAGGAUCUGUUAUACUUUUCUUCCUAUCUUCCUUACUUUUCUUUAAAAUCCUAAGACAAAGUAGGGACUCUUUGCCUUAUGGAGGAUUCCUCCGCUUGACCAGCUCUGACCAGCGGAGGAGCAAAGUGUGCUUCAUUUCCGCUGGUCAGAGCAAUUUUCCCAUGAUCCUUACCUUCCCUCUCUGUUCCCGCGAUGCUUCCUGUCACUUUACACAAAACUGCCGAAUUGCGUUCUAACUGAAUGAGAACAGUAUGUUCGUUUGUUUUAGAACGCAAUUCGGCACUUUAUUCGGAUCGGAAUUUCAUUAGAAUGAAUGAAACUCCGAUCCUAUUCAUUGCUGUGGCUGCAUCUUGCAGCCGCUUAGUAGAUAACUCCCUAAUUCCCACGGUAUCAGGGAGUUAUCUACUAAAAGGCUGAAAGACCUAAAUUGGUCUUUCAGCCACAUUUACUAAUACUAAGUAAAGAUUACUUAGUAUUAGUAAAUUAAAUGCCCCUACUCGCUAUAUCGCGAGUAGGGACAUGUGUAGUAAGCAGUGAGCAGCUUAUAGCUGCUCACUGUAAGUAAAAAAAUAAAAUUAAAAUAAAAAAAAAAAACCUACUGGCCCCCACCCCUGAGCGGUGGGUGGGGGCCCUAAUAAAACAAUAAGGGGGGGACCUACUGUCCUGGCCCGCACCCCUGAGCGGUGGGUGGGGGCCCUAAUAAAACAAUAAGGGGGGGACCUACUGUCCUGGCCCGCACCCCUGCGCGGUGGGUGGGGGCCCUAAUAAAAUAAUAAGGGGGACCUACUGUCCUCCCUGAGCCUGGUGGGUGGGGGCCCUAAUAAAACAAUAAGGGGGGGACCUACUGUCCGGCCCCCACCCCUGAGCGGUGGGUGGGGGCCCUAAAUAAAGAUAUGGGGGGGGGACUUCUGUUUCCCCACCCCUGAGCGGUGGGUGGGGGCCCUAAUAAAACAAUAAGGGGGGGGGGGGACCUACUGUCCUCCCCCCUGGCCCCCACCCCUGAGCGGUGGGUGGGGGCCCUAAUAAAACAAUGGGGGGGAACUUCUGUCCCCCGGCCCCCACCCCUGAGCGGUGGGUGGGGGCUCUAAUAAAACAAUAAGGGGGGGGACCUACUGUCCUCCCCCCUGGCCCCCACCCCUGAGCGGUGGGUGGGGGCCCUAAUAAAACAAUGGGGGGGAACUUCUGUCCCCCCCCCCGGCCCCCACCCCUGCGCGGUGGGUGGGGCCCUAAUAAAACAAUAAGGGGGGGGACCUACUGCCUUCCCCCCCCUGGCCCCCACCACUGCGCGGUGGGUGGGGGCCCCAUUAAAACAAUAAGGGGGAGGGACCUACUGUCCUCCCCCCCUGGCCCCCACCCCUGAGUGGUGCGUGGGGGCCCUAAAUAAAGAUAUGGGGGGGGGACUUCUGUCCCCCACCCCUGCGCGGUGGGUGGGGGCCCUAAUAAAACAAUAAGGGGGGACGACCUACUGUCCUCCCCCACCCCUGCGCGGUGGGUGGGGGCCCUAAUAAAACAAUAAGGGGGGACCUACAGUAGGUCCCGUUGCCCCCACUUUGUUUUGUGGGGCCCCCCACCCACUCAGGUGGGGAGUAGAAAGAGGACAGUAGGUUCCCAUGUGUGCAACUUUUACCUCCCAUCAGAGCAGACCCCCCCCUCAUUAUCUUCAUGGCCCCACCCGCCGCUCAGGGGUGGGGAGGAAGGACAAUAGGUUUUUUUUUUUUUUUUUUUUUACAGUGAGCAGCCACAGGCUGAUCACUGUUUAGUAGACAUGCCCCUACUUGCGGUAUAGCGAGUAGGGGCCUUUGGGAGAUUUUAAUCUCCCUUGUGCUAUUAUGGGGGUCAUAUUGACCCCCAUAGAGUGAGAGGGGGACCUGGGGGGGUUUAUGAAGUGGUGGGGAGCACUGCUCCAUGCCGCUUCUAUCGUUACAUAUUACAAGGAGGGAGCUGCAUGCCGGUAGCUCCCUCCUUGUAAUAAACUGAACGAACAAACGAACACUGAUACAUUGUGUUAGUUUGUUCGGCUGAUCUUUCUAUUCAUUCAUUCGUCUGUCUGAUGAAUGAAUGAAUAGAUGAAAUUCCCGUUCGCAUGUCCAGGUGUUUCACUGGGCAUGUGCGGGAAUCUCACAGGCUAUCUAGUGUGGGCAGAUGACAUGUCCCACAGGGACUUCACCUACCCACACAAAGAUGGCGGCGCCCUGAAUCAAGAUCGGGGCAGAAAAUAAGGAUUAAAAAAUAGGUAAUGUGGGGGGCUUAGGGGCAUUUGGGGGUGACUAGUGGGUCAAUUGGAUGUAGUGGAGGCUGGAGGGGGGUUAAAAAAAAACCAAAAAAACAAGAUUUGGCAUGACAGUGCCGCUUUAAGAAAAAAGUUGAACGUUACAAUCUUCCAGUCUAUUUCUAACCUACUUGUUUAAAUUAAAAUGAGCAUUUGUUUUCCCAAAUUGUAAAAUCUGCUAAUAAUAAAAUGGACUCCUUACUAGCGUUGCGCUCUAUUCUAUAUAUUUGUGAUUUACCGGCAGCCUGUUUGUUGAUCAGAAAAAUAAAAUAAAAAAAUCUACAGGUUAGAGACACUGGAAUAAAACCUUCCUAGCUAGCCUUAUUCUUUUAUAAUGCACCAAAACAUUUAGUAGCGCUGUAAAAUGGAAUUGGUUUCCAGUGUGCCAGUAAGAUAAGUGCCCCCCUCCCCCACAUCAAAUAACAAUUGUAAGUUGUUUUACAUGUUGCAGAUUUUAGUUUUAAAGUAUGGAUACUACUGGUGCAAGCAGACUUUGGGUGCCAUCCAUCUUGGGUUUUUUAGUGAAAUAAUGUUUGUGCCAUUUGACAAAUUGGGGAGUUCCUAGCAUUCUCCAACAACUGCUUACAUACUGUGGAGUUUUUGCUGCUGGCAAAAAACUAUGUUCAUAAUUUCAAGCUUGACUAGUAGAGUGGGCGUUUUCUUGAUUCUGGUCUGGAUACUUGGUCAGAAUUUGACAGUGGCAUACUCUGGUUACACUGACUGAGUAAAAUACCCCCAAACAGAUAUUUGCAUUUCCUUUUUUUUUUUUUUUUUAUUGCGGUAGCACACCAACUUUGACAUAACAUUUAAAUUCUUCCUUUGGAGAACAUAUCUUUAUUUAAGUGACUGAUAAACACUUGUGCUUCAUGCAGCCAGUGGGAUUUGAGUUUGGUAAUUUCCUUUUCUUUGCAGUGAAGAAGAACGCUACAGAUACAAAGAGUACACAGAUCGAACGGAGCGGGGGUAUGAACGGCACAGAGAGAGAAUUAGCAGAGAAAAGGAGGAAAGACACAGGGAAAGGAGGCACAGAGAAAAAGAAGAGACAACCCGGCAUAAAUCAUCUCGGAGGUAAUAUGUUGCAAAUGAAGGUUUUGUUUCAUUUAAAAAAAAAAAAAAAAAAUCCAUUUGACUAUGAACGGAAAGACAAAGCAUUUAGUUCUGAUUUCUCUAAAAUGAAAUAGGUCGAAUUUUUUUUUUAGUAGUUUGUAAUGUACAUUUGAAAAGGCUGAAAUGGAGUGGCUUUUUUAGGAGGCAGAGUACCGCACUCCCACACCAGCACAAAUAUAUGUCAAUGUGAGCUGUACAGCAGCCGCUACAUAAUCAUAUUGAGACAGAAAGCAGGUGCCAGUUUCUAACCUGCACCCUACCCUUUCAACUUCCAUUUCCUCCUUCUGCAUGCAGGUAAGCAAAACGAGGAAGGAGUAUUACAACUUUGUGUCAUAGUGUUUGUACCUGGCUGUGUGUGCAUGCUUGUAAGAGCUCCUGUUCCAAAUUAGGUUGGGUUGUGUGGUAAGCAACUUAAAUGGUUUAGGCCUUAAGGACCAUCCUCUGAUUCUGUUUUAAACGGUUUUCACUGUCUAGACAGAUUUCGGUUCCCUUUAGCCUACAGCUAGACCUCUUUUUACUUAUUGCAAACAUGGAAGCUGUGAUUCUGUGAUAGUCAAAAUGGAUAUCACUGCGAGUUCUAGCAGACCCACAUUGGCAUUAAGGAAAGGAGCCAGGCUGUGAGCACCACAGAGAUAGUCGCUUUGUGUCAAAUGGUUUGACACAGAAAUAAGGAUUGGAGAUCAUUAGAACUCCCUGCACCAGCAGAAUAUGACUGGUCAAUGAAAUUAAACCAGUAAGCCAUGUAGAUUUUUCAGCAGCAUAAUAAAAGCUAUUCCAAUCGUAAAUUGCUACGGUUGCCUGUUUUAGCGGUUUGGAUAGACGUGUGUGUCAUUUCUCCCACCAAAAAGAGAUUGUUUGGUAUAUCCAGUGUAACAAGGUUUGUAUUAUGCUUGCAAUCAUUUCCUGAUUAGUUUUAAUUCUCCACUUUAAUUCUUUAUUUACUUUAAAAUAUACAUGUGAAUAAUUCUUCCCAGUUCCUUCCUUACUACAAAAGAAUAAUUUCCUUUUGAAGCUGAAGCAAAUCAUUUGUAGCUCUCAACUGAAUAAACUACCUCUGGUGUAGAUAUUUUACAAAGUAUUAUGUUUUCAAUAAAUGGCCAUUUUGCAAAUGUUACCUGAUGGAACACUAUUACACUGCAAAGCAUUGAAUAUUAGAAUGAUUUCAGGUUUGUGUGAAGAAUAUGUUUAUGCUCUUUGAAACAACCUUCUGCAGAGAAGACUCCAUUGAUACAAGGGGCUUUUUAAGGCACUUGGUAUCCUUAAGGAAAUAUAUGGUAAAAGCAUAGAUAAAGAUCGUUUUGAGGUUCUACACUUAUACCUCUGUGCUAUUGGAAUAUAGAGCAAAGGCUGACAGGAUUAUUUAGAAAAGUGCAAUUUUGGAGUGAAUUUUACAUUUUAGACCAAAGUGACAGCAUAGCCGACUUAGACUUUGGCUAUUUUGACCUUAAAUUUGAAAUUCACUUUGAAUUCCGACUUUAGUGGACAACCUUGUCAAACUAUAAUGAUCCAAUGGAUUGUGUGCUCUGCUUCUUGUACAGCAUUGCAGGAUAAUCGGUGUGCAACUACAGUUAGCAAGGCUUCAUCCCACAUUAACCAAAAAGGCAGACAUGAAUAAAUGUCUUAAAGGGACACUGUAGUGCCCAAAACAACUUUAACUACUUUAGGCGUAUAGAUCACGCCCCAGCAUUCUCUCUGCACAAUUAUCAGCCAUUUAGUAGUUAAACUACUUUUUGUUUCUGUUUAUGCUGCCCUAGCCACACCUCCCCUGGCUGUGACUCACACACUCUGCAUGUUAAAAGAUAUUCUCGAUGCUAUAAACUUUUGAUUUUCCUCUCCGACUCUGUAAAUUUAACUUGAAUCUCACACAGGAUGCUCCUGCAGGCUAUUCAUAGAGCAGAAGAUAAAUUCUCAAAUGGUCUGUGCAAUAAAGGAAGUUUAAACAUUAGUUCUCUCUUUACAGGAAAUGUGUAGGGAGACAUCCUACAUCAUAUACAGAGACAUCCUCUAAAAAUGAAAAAUACAACAUGCCACAAGUCUAGAUUCAUAGAAGAAUGGUUUAGAACAUUUUUGUGAUUUAUAUAUCCAAAAUAUUUGGGUGGGUCAGUCACCACAGCUGUAUCUGAAAUGCUUUUUGCCUUGUGCAAACCUUCAAGUUAUUUUCCUGAGACACUUAAAAUAUCUACCUAGACUACACUAGGUGUGUGCUGAUUUAGUUGUGAUUGCAAAAGAUUUCUGAAUGAUGACCCUUUAAGUUACAAGAAAUCUAAUCAAGGUUAAUUGAAACAGCCAUUGGCACAAUGUAUCCUCUAUGCCAGAAAGUCAGAAUGAUUAAAUACAUUUUAUUGUUUUAUUACUCAUUGAAUCUGUGAUUUGCUUUGAGAGAGUGAAGACAACCCUGCCUGUGAAACUUUUUUCCCUCCCAGUAUCUACACAUUUAAUUAAUUCCUACCUUUCCCUAGCAGCAGCAGGCGCCGUCAUGACAGCGAAGAAGGUGACACUCACAGGCGGCACAAACACAAAAAAUCCAAACGAAGCAAAGAAGGGAAAGACACCGGAGCGGAACCUGCGCCAGAACCAGAAAGUAUUGAAGGAUCAAAUGCUGAUUAGGCAGGCCUCACCAGAAUCCAGUGCAGAAGCUAUCAGUUUUACUAAGAUGCAUUGUGGUCCAGAAAACCAAUAAAUCAAUAUUUUGUCUAGGAUAUUGAAGUAUAAUUUUUUUUUUCCUCUGUAGUGUGACCUUGUUUCAAUUUUGUUACACUUUACCUUUUUGUUUGAUAUCUGCGGGAAAUAAAGAGGGGAUUUUUUUCCAUGUUUAGGUUAUUAUAUUGGCUUCUGUCUUUCCCUUUUGUUUUGUUGUGUGGAUGUGUCCAGUAAAAUUUGAUUCUAACAUGUUCCUUGUUCACUGAUUUUUCUAUAUACAAAAGAAAUUUUGGGAGAUGCAAGUUAUGAUAGAUGUAUGGAUCACUGGCUCCUGUGUACUAUUUGAGCAAUUUGCUUUAUGGUAAACACAUGGAGAUGUUAUUGAACAUAUCUGAGUUCAUAACCAUUGGACAGUGCAAUGAUUUAGGUUAGGUUUAUGUUGAAAUUACUGGGCUACAUAUUGCCUGCUCCAGAGGGAUGGAGAAAUGUUUGUGUGAUAGUAUUCAUUUGGAGGAAUCCCUCAGGUAUCAAAUCACUUUAAACUUUAAUGAGACGUAAUAUUAGUUUUGUUGAUUUUAAAAACCAGGUUAUGUAUGUUCUAAAACAUGUC
This is a messenger RNA of Pelobates cultripes (western spadefoot toad), 45958 nucleotides long. The record is from the annotation of a GenBank genome assembly. Lineage: Eukaryota; Metazoa; Chordata; Amphibia; Anura; Pelobatidae.